AUGCCAUUCAGAGCAUUGAAAGAACGGUAUAGCAACUACAACAACCUAUGGCUUCAGGCUUUGUUUAUUUUGUCCUUACUAACUACAAGAUCAGAAACCGGUAAAAUCACUCUGGGGUUUUUACUGCCAUUUAAUGUUCCGACGAAUAAUUCUGCCGCGGUGGCGCUUACAUCAGCAAAAGACUUCGCUUCUGCGUUUCUGCUGGCUGUGGAAGCAGUCAAUGAUUCAUCAUUGCUACCCGGGAAUCGAGUAACCUUUGUUUUGAACGAUACUCAGUGCAACGAUGAUAUUUCAAUCAAGACCAUGCUCUAUCAGUUGGAGAGAGGUGUUCAGGUUAUCAUAGGACCUGGAUGUACCUGUGCGACAGAGGCGAAGUUAGCAGCAGCCGCGAAUGUUCCUAUGGUUUCGUACGUAAGUACAACAGACACUGAUGAAAUAUAGUUACUUAGCUUGAUGUUGCUAACAUAGUUGAUACUCAAUCUCGGCUACAAACAGCGGCUGUCACCCAGCAACUUUGCGAAUAAGCUCCAUAUGUCGAUAUGAUCAAUUUUAUUGGCAAGAAUUGUGAGGCAAAAUUUAACCCCAACGAGUACCUUUCGUUCAUGAUAUCCGGAUGAUUCACGAUCUCAAGUGUCAGAGUUGACCGCGGGAUAUACUUUUUAUUUGGGACAAUCUUAACACAGCAGCUUCUUAACAAUGAAGUAUUCUUCACCUUCUUGAGGGCUGUGAAUCCUCUCACAAUGAAAUAAUCAAGUUUUUGUUUUUCGCAAUAACAUACAGGAUUACUUCUGUGUUCUUGACCGGAAUAGACCCCUAAGGGGGUUGUAACGGAGCCGUUGUAUUUAAUAGGAAAAGUGGUCUUUUGGGAAUAUUGUUAUUGACCGCAAGGUCGCACAGAAUACGGACAAACAUACUCAUGAAUUGUGUACAUUUCAUGCUCUGAGAAAUUCUUUGUUUUGAGGAAAGCUUUUGGGCGGUCUGUCCGUUUACAACAAACGCUGAUCAAACUUGGAAUUUUCAUCCAUUUUCAUAGAACUUAUUGUGCCUUUGUCAAGGCGUUGGUAGCAGUAAAUAGUGUACGCCAAAUGAGACACGGAGGUUGGUUUUUGUCGUGUAGAUUUGUGUAAACAAAAGGUGAGCUUAGAAUUUGGCAAGAACUGUGACUAAAUUGUUUAGGGUUUGCAAACUUUGUCUUACAUUUGCAUUUUCUUGACGGCAUGACGGCUUUCUGAUUUAAGAAAAGUUUGAUCUGGACUGUUAAGAGAAAUUAGAGGACUAGAACCUUGAAAUGGUAUUAAUGAAACGUUGCAAUAACAAAGCUUACAAACAUUGCUUUGUCAGUAGGUUUAAAUGCAUACAUUUUGUAGGUAAAUCUUUUUCAUUAUCAUCAUUAUUUACCCGAAAAUUCGUCGCGAUUUGGAAACCGUUUAGCGAAACAUUAACCGCCGAAAAACCGCGAUCUACUGCUGCCUUCCUUCCUGUGCAGCAAUUAAUAGAUAAUACCAUUUUGUAUUGAUGUGCUUUAUUUCGCUUUUUUCACGUUUCGACUCAAUGUUUGAAAUUCACACUAAACUGGCAUGCAAAUUUUAACUACUUCGCAAAAAUACACUUCGGUAAUAUUUCGAUGACUCGGAAUAUAUUUAAUUGAAAUUUUGUCAAGAAACCAGAAAUUGAACUGUCCGCAUAUCUGAAGAACAACAUUUUCAGUGUAGGUCACUUUUGAUAUUUGUGCUACGUGCCUAUCUGUUCACACUAUUAUACUUGUUGGCACGUCAAAAUAUCUCUUAUCUAUAUUAAAAACAGUAUUCUGACACUCUCAUCGACUGCUUGCCGAAGAGAGAGUGACAGAAAUGAGUAAUCCAUUCUCGCCUGAAUAAAUUUUUUUUAAGAGCCAUGUUUAAAAUUAGGCUUUAUCUAUCAAUUUUAGAUGAAAAUAUUGAUCAUUUGAACGUUUUUUCCUUGUGCUACCGAACACAAACUCUUCGUUUUUUUCAAAUUGUUAUUUGAAUAAAAAGCCUCUCGUAAAAGCAGUUUGAGUAAUUCUAUACCGCGAAAAGGUGAAACAGAAUGCUAUGUUUGGCUGAAAGAGAAAAGGUGAAUUAUUUUUGAAAACACAUUGCAAAGAAAUAGAUUGACUGCUAAGAUUAUUUUUGAGUUAUUACUCAGAAACGGCUUGAAACGGGUCAAGGGAAAAGAGCCAUAAAUAUCACUAAGCUGUAAUAUUUCCGGAGCAGUUUUUGAUUGAAAGGAAUGGUAUUGUGAACUAGGUCGGCUGCUAUAGACUGGAUCAUGUUAUUACCUAUGGAGACCGGAACACUGAUUCAAACCAAUAAAAUAUAUAUAUAAAAAAAACCCCAAAGAAUAACUGAAUAACCUAAACUGAAAAUUUCAAAACCAGUUUCUGAUCAUCGAGAUACAACUAUCAGAAGUAUAAAGAUUUUCUAACAGUUUCACAGAUGGACGCGUUGAUGACAGAUUGAUUCCGAUCACCUUUUUGUGCCUCAUUGCAACUUCAGAGGGAAAAUUGCCUAGUAUUCAUCUAGCGGCUUGAUACUCACAAAAAUGUCAGACAUAAUAAUUGCGAAUGUCUUUCAAAUUAUCAAUUUUCUUUAGUUUCAUUCUCAGCUAGAACCCGCUCUAGUUUAAGAGAUAUUUCCUUUUUUAGGAGUAGUAGCCAUUUAUUUUACAAAUUAAACUUUCCAUCUAAUGACAGCAAACUGCGCAAAGUCGAAUUAAAUAGUUUCUGUAAUUAUAUGAAAUAAUUUUUUUUAAAGUUUGAGUGUCAAACUGCACGUGAGACGACUGAACCUCACGUAAUGUGUACUGUAUAUCAAAUAUCUUUUCCAAAGCGGUGGCAUCGCAUUCAUUUUGCGUGCAAAUGACAGUCAGGCCACACUGAAAGAAAUUUUAUAUUUCAUUUGCUAGGAGAGGUGUUCAACGAAAUUGACGUUAAGUUUACAAAUUGCGUACUGUCUGCACUCUCGGUUGGAAAGUCCGAAACAGUUGGCAUUUUUCGGCGGUAAUGAUUCAUCUCCGACAAUUCUUGUUUUAAAAAUUUUGACACAUCCGGUUAUUUGGUAUAAUAUUAGUAAAGAACUCGGAAUUUUGAAUACGUUUGUUGUUCAUACUUUGCCGAAAUCGUUUUCCGACGUUUAUGAAUAUAUUUAAAAACAGGUCUACACAAAAGAACAAAAGGCUUUGCUGACUGAUAUGAAUUUACUUUUCAUGUCCAGAAAUUUCACUCCGUAUUUUUAAAGCAGCCCUUGUAAAGAUUUUCAUAAACCUGCACAAUUUUACAAGCGUUACGAUCAAUAUGAUAAAUUUCUGUGGGUUUCUGUAAAGAUUUUGGUGUAGUUAUGGACAGUGUUAUCAACGAAAGGGCAUUAUUAUCAAACUGCUUUUUGUUUUGUUUUUGUCUUUUUCCUCUCCAGUUUGGUAAAGAGUUCGAAGAUAAUGCCCUUCAUUUCCCGUUUAUUUUCCCGCUGUUUGCUAAUGAAUGGCCGAUAUUGACCGGUUUAUUGUUGUUAUAACAUCAUGGAAAAAGACCUUCUAUGAAAAUAUUGCGCGUUAAUUUUACAUUCAUGAUUGUUGAAGGAAUAAUUAUAUUCUCGAAUUUUAAAUUUUGAAUGAAAAGUUCAUUGGAAAGUAAACAUUUUCCACAAUUUUAUGAUCUCUUAAUCGCCCAGUGAUUGACAAAUAUAUUUGUCUUUACUGGGCAAUAACUAAGGAUCUCUUUCAAAACAGAAGGUUGAUUGAUGUUUGAUGGCGGUGCUAAGCAUCUCAGUAAACUAGCAAUGGUAAACCUAAAGAGGAAGUAAGAGUUGAAUUUCAUAGUCAUCGAGAUAAAUAACGACAGGUCGCUCCAAUUUUUUUUCCACUAUUUUUCCAAAGAAAAGGAAAAACAAACCAACAGACAUAUUUUGCUUGAAUUAAAUUUUGAACAUUCUUACUUUUAAAUUAUAUCGUAAAUUCUUUUUCACAGCUAAGUCUCUGAUUAAGGAUUUUUAGCGUUCGAUGGUAUAUUUUCCGUCUUAAAGACCGCAACUUAUGGAAAUAACCCCAUUGUCCAUAUCAUAUUCGCAAACCAAAAAAAAAUUCAAGAUAUUUCUAUUUGAUAACAGAGGUGAAUAUGAUCUAAGACGAGAAUCCUCGAGAAGACCACCCUUGGAAAAAAGACCUUGAAUCGCAUUUUUGAUUGUGUCACAACCUUUUAGCCGAUGAUUCGACUUUGCGUGAAUGAAAUUUUUAUUAGAGAAUUGAUUUUAGAGACGGCCCACGCUGAGAUUGCUAUCUUGAGAAAACCUUAAGGGUGUCGAGCCCAUUAGUGAUCUCUCUCAUAAUUUCCUUUUUUUUUGUUUUCAAUUUUCCGCUUGUGCAUUCUUAGUCAAAUGUUGUCAAUAUCUUUCGCGAAUAAUUGACAGUGUACUUCUGGAUCAAUCAAAUUGUGUGUUUCGAAGCAAGUUGACGAGCCAAUGUUGAACGCCAUAUGCACGGGAGAUAUUCUUAUACUCGACUAAAACCCAUUACCUUGUUUGUUUACAGUGUGCUGGAUUUCGUGAAAGUGUAGUGGCGGGUUAUAAGGCGUGUUUCAGUUGAAGUUAGGACUGAGUGUGAGCCUUAUAUUGAAUUAUAAUGAGCGGUGCUAUUCAGUUCCUCAAAGUUUAAACAUGAACAUGGUGCCGCUAAUCCUUUCGUUUAAACACGGCGACGGCGAAGUCUUAGGGUUUAUGAUCGCUUUAUUGUCUCUAAUGGAUGACCUUAGAAAGUCACGUAGGACCUAAUUGAGAUCAUAAAUUACAUUCACUAAAAACGUUUGUGAGUUAAUGGAUUUGGAAUGUAACGAACAGGCAACGUUUGCGAAGAAGAGAAUUAUGUUUGAAAUAACAGCAUGAACGGGAAAUUACACAGCUUGAGUUGAAAUGCCAAUUACAGAACGUUUAGAUUAGAUUUAGCUUAGUUUAAGCGGAAAUUUGAAAACUGAAUUAUAUUAGCGAAGAUUAGAUAGGUAAACAUCUCUAAACAUUUUGAUCUAAGAGCUGGAACGCUGUUCCCAGUGGUGUCUUCAUGUUACUUAAUACGCGAUAAACUCCUGCAGGUGACUAUUCAGUGGCAGCUAUUAUAGUCUCUUCCACAGCAGCUGUCGCUCAUGGGUCUGUUUGCACCGGCUCAGGAAAAUAACCAAUCAAUUCAGACCAACCGUUCCGGUGAAAGGAAAUUUGCUGCAAAACAGUAAAACUUUGGAGACAUUGGCGUUCUUUACAACGCAUGCGCAUAAUGUCCUACACUCCCGGAGGUUAUCCAUGUUUCGAUUGCAUAUAGCGACUCGGUCUAGUGCAACUCCAUUGGGAUGGGGUGCUAGUUCAUCGAAGGCUACCGCCCUCCCCCCCCCUCUCCCUCUCCCUCCCCUUCUAGCAUCCUAUAGGUCUCCCUAACAAUUUGCUGCUAUUUAUUUAAUACUGCUGAAUGGAAAGAGGAACCGAAGUUGGAGCACAACGCAUAAGCAAUGCUUGUCAAAAUUCGAACUGAACCCGGACCGAUUUUGUAUCCAACGCGCGUAUACCGAAAAACGAACUCAACCAGGAGAAUAAUUCAUUUGCUGUAUUUUAAUUUUUUAAACAUUUGUACCGUUUUUUCUUCUUAACAGAUGUGCAUUGACGAAAAUCUCUCUGAUAAAGUACUUUUUCCAACAUUCGCUCGGACAGUUCCGCCAAUUAGCAGACUUUCUCCGCUUCUACUCGCACUAAUGAAGCAUUUUAGAUGGACUCGCGUUGGAAUAAUCGCUCAAACCAAUCACCGAUGGUCUCAUUGGAAAGCGUUGGAGAGCGACCUGAGAAACGGGGGCUUGGCAGUGGGCAUCACUCGGACCCUGACGAUGGGUGUCCAUUUUAACGUCUCCAGUUUGUUACCCGAAUUUGAAGGACUUCUUGAGAAAGUGGCGAAACAGUCUCGAAGUAAGCUUUACUUGUACUGAUAGGAAGAAAAGUGCCGUUGUUAUUGAAAUAUUUUGACCUCCUCUAGACCAUUUAGCAAACAAAUAUUCGCAUGAAACUUUAUAAACUUCCUCUUGAGCCAACCCUAAUAAGCUCCCGCAAUAAAAGGUUCUUUGACUUAAAUUUAUUAACUAACUGUUAGCUUAUAAUCACGUCCUUUUUUGCUCCACAGUCAUCAUUUUAGCUAUGGAUUACGCCUAUGCCCACCAGGCUCUGAAUUACGCCGGAAAAAUUGAUUUAAAUGACGGUCGCUUUGCAUUCAUCAUGUUUGAACUGGAUUUAGACCUUACUGGGAAGAAGACGGGUAAUUUGUCCAAAUCAUGGGAAAGUGAUUCAAAAAACACAACUGGGACAGUCUUUGAAUCAGCUCUGUUAAUUUCUUUGAACAACAACGUAAGCAAGGGAUACUUGGCCUUCGUAGACGAUGUGAAAAAUAGAAGUUCAGGAUUCCCAUUUGACAGCCCUGCGUCUUCAGGGAACAUGGUGAGUGUAGGAUGUUGAAUUGUGUUAUUUACUUUCUCGCUCGUUUACUCAUCCACUUAAUCAAGUUAUGAUUCCAGGCGAUCAGGAUUACUAUGAUUUCAGGAUUGCUUUAGUAUUAGCUCAGUUAUACACUUACAGCCAUAUUUACUUUUACAAAACAACCAUAACCAAUUGGCAAUAGACAGAACAUAUAAAUUAAUCUACAGAACAGCUACAUCUGUUACAAGUAUUUCUCUUACAGGUUAGUUACGAGCUUAGUGGCCAAUUACCGUCGAGGCAGUUUAUCUGGGAGCCACAGUCUUAUAACUAUCGGAUAACAUGCGUCGACUUUCUAAAUAAAUCAUAAUUGCAAUGUAAUACUAUACCUCGUUUUCUGAUAACACUAGACCGUCCUUUCACGAAAAUUUCUUUCAACAUCCUUUUAACUUCAUUUACAGCCUCCUAUACAUGCAGCCUACCUGUAUGACGCGGUUUUUCAGUACGCCGUUGCCUUGAAUAAAACUUUAACCAAUGGAGGAAAAAUUUCAGAUGGCCAGAAAAUUAUAAAGGAGAUGCUUGGACAACAAUUUGGAAGUAAGUACACCAGGGAAACAUCUUAAAGAACAAAGAGAGUUUGACAUAAACAUGAAACUGAAGAGACGUAUUGUAGCUGUGCGAUAAGUGUUCCUUAAGCUAGGAUGCUUAAUAAGUAAUCAUGAGGGACCAAUCAUUUUUCAUCGCCAGGGGGACUAGCCGUUGUCAACAGAGUAUUAACCCUUUAACUCCUAAGAUCUCAUUAGUAAUUCUCCUUACUGUCUGCCAUACAAUUCUUGUGAUGUUAGUGUGGAGAAUUUGGUAUUAGAUCAAUUAAUAAUCCCCCACUUGAUAUUUUACUUUAUUCUCAUCACAAUGCUUAUGAUUUUAGUUCGGAUAAUUUGGUUUUGGAUCAACAGAUAAUCCCCUAAUUGAUUACUUCUUUGUUCUCAUCACUUGCAUGUCUGUAUGAUAUUGCAUUGAUAUUUUGAGGAGAAAAUCUGUCUUGGUCACUCAUUGGAGUUCGGAGGUCAAAUUAUUUCUUGGUCUUCCGAGGUUCCAUGUGAACCAAUCUUCUUUUUCUUUCCCCUUUUCGAGGAAAGAUAAUCAUAUGUUAUCUCUGUCUCUCGGUGGAAAUCUUUAAUUUUCAAUCAUUCAUGCAUAAACUAAAUAUUGAUUAACCUUCAAAUCAUUUUUAUAUCUUCGAGGUAUUCUUGGCUAUGACCGAUAUAUCAACAAAAACGGCGAUGCAGAUUUUAGCACGGUGCUAAUGGAUUAUCGAGAAAACAAUAAUGGUAAGCAUCAGAAGAGAUUGCCUAACUUUUAUGGGGAGAUCAGACGGAAAGGAAUUACGAUUCAUAUCCCGGGUGGGUGGGAAUGGUCAGUUUUGGGAGACAUCACUCCUUGAUCACUCGCUGUCUAGUUUGUUAACCUCCUUUUUACUCUAAACAUGAUGAAAAGGGUCAUCCUGAGAUUACUGAGGAAGUUUUUAUACCGCUAAAUUUUCCGUCAAACAAUCUUAACGAAACGGGCAAAAGGCACCAGAUGUUAUGUUGAUUGUGAGUUUAAGCAUGUUAGUAAACACAAUAGAGAAAGGGAAUGAAUAAUGUAAUCUACACAGGUUAUGAAAAUAUUUCAUUUUGGCACACAAACGACAGAAACCAGACAUCAAAAAGUGAAAUAUUUACCGUUUGCCCUUUGGCGUGAGAGUCAGAAAUAGGUUAUAUCGACCUCACUGAAACUGAAAUGAUCAACCACAACAUCCCUUCCUUUUACUUGUAUUUUUCCUACAGAACAGCCCCCGUUCAAUACAGCAUUAAAGAAGAAAAGAAUAUCAAAAUAUUUAUUGAAUACUUAUCUAAGCGUUUUUUUUUUGUUCAGGAAUGUUUCAGCAGGUUGGAGAGUUUGUUGUUGACAAGACAGGAAAGUACAAGCUUCUCUUGAGCAAUGACUCGAUUAUUUGGCCAAAUAAUAGUUCCGCCCCUUCCUCUGAUGUACUGCAAUGCAGGUCAUGUGACGCUAGGUGCUAUAACGGUAAGGCUUACAGUUGUUCAUAAGCCGUUUCCAAAACAACCAAAAACUCUCUCUUAAAACGUGGAUAAGAGCGAUGUUCCUCAGUUUGAGGUUGAACAGUCUGCCUCAACUUAAAGAUGAGGUUGUUUAGAUCUCGGAAAUGACCUAUUGAAACAGUUCUGGUUUGAUUAAUUUCAGCAUAACACUUUCAAACUUUGUACUCUAAAAGUUGAUUUUUCUUUUAAUGUGAUUAAGAAGUGUUCAGCCAUACAUUAGUGCCCCCUUCCUGCGAGUCAUCUGAGUGACAGGCUGUCAGUCUGUUUUCUGUUUGUGAGUCGUCCUUCUCUAUGUGUUUGUUGCUUUUCGCAAUGUUUAUCUCGCUCAUAUCUACAAUUUCUUCCAUCCUUUCCUCCCCCUAUCUAACCAUCCAUUCAUCUAAAUAUCCGUCGAAACCUCUGCAUCGCCGAUACUUUUAGCGCCUUGGGCCGACGUCCGACGGCUUUUAUCCCCAAAUGUUUCGGGAAUCAAUCGGCCCCAUGGGCUUGACAACCUGCUCAGUCAACUCCACGGUUGUUCGAAGGUGGAUAACGCUAUCCACUGGAUAAAUCUCCUUCCAGUGAUCAGCGCAUUACGUUUUGUCACUUUUUAUCGUCAGAGUAGCGGUUUACCCGUUGGAUAGCGUUAUCCACCCUUUGAAAAACUGGACCCAGAUAAUUCGAAUUGUAAAUAUAGGCUUUAACAAAAGUUUCUGUCUUGAUAAUUGGUUAAAUAAAUUCCUUUCUACAUCAUUUACAGGUUUUUUUUGGAUUGUUUAAGCAACAUAGGUGCUUAUAAAUUUUAACAUUAAAACGUGUUUUUAUUUGCUUGCUUUAUGAAAAUCUUAAUUUGCUUAAUUUCAUUUUCAGGCCUUAAUAGUGUUUUAUUCGUUUUCGGUUAUUCUUUUUACAGUCAGAUUAUUUAUGCUCCGUCGAGAUCUGUUUUGGUGCCCAAUUUAAAUGAGAUUUAAUUCAUCAGUACAUUUCGUUAUUUUAUGUUUUUGGUUUGAAGUCGAUACGUAGUUCAUGUCUAGUUCAGUAUUGUUUGCAGCUUAAUUUUGAAAUGAUGAAUUCUAAAAAUAAUAUUGCAUAUCAUUAUGGUAUCUAUCGUUUGCAAUUUUAAAAAAAUUUGGAAAUCAUGCAGAGGGUCUACAGAAUCACUGAUUAAAUUUAGUCGCGGGUAAAAUACCGUUUUAGAUUAUAAUCGCGCGUAACUACAAUUCUGUUGAUUGCAUAUUGUUUCGGAAAAAUUCAAUUUGCAAAACUUGAAACUUCACAACAGAUUCUAUAUUAUAUUACUUAAUCAACAUGGCAUCUCUCAGUUUCAAUGACAAUGAAGCGUUUUGCCCUCUCAAGAAAUUAUCUCCCGAGGGAGAUAUUCAGCUGAAGAUAAAGAAAGCCUUGCCAUUUAUGGAAUAAUUUUAGCUUUUUCCGCGACUAGCAUGAAAAGUAUUUUAAUAUGCCCCAAAUUCGUAUUCGUUACUUCUACUGGUAAUGAUCAACUUUGUUCACGUAAUGGUAAUCAUUACCGCUGUGAAAAAAAAUUACCCGAUGUUUUCACAGGAUAGCUCCUUUAUUCAAAGUCAUAAUGUUCCGGCCUGGUGAUAAUUGUAUAUCAGCACGAAUUUCGCUUUUACUAAGCCGCCCCCCAGACCCCCCGGUCACGAUAAGUGAAUAUUACAGGUGUUUUUAUUUCAAAUGGUUUUGAAGUAAAAAUAUUACCUACAACAUAGAGGGCAGAAUCCUUUCAAACCGAAGCAAGAGAUGUCAUAAUCAAAUUCCGUGCAAUAGGAAUUGAAUUUUGUGUGGCUGGUAAUGACCUCGCACCCACUCUAUAACUUCAUUGUUCACCUAAUUGAAGUGGUUUUUGCAAAAUCCUUCUUCGAAUAUGAACAGUUUAUUGAAUUUCAAAGCACAUUUGCUGCUUUCUUUCGUUUCAAAAUUUCUAAUUGGGUCUUCCUGUCCUGGUCCAUCUACAGAAGGAAAUUUAACGAUCGGCCUGAUUCUUCCUUACUCUGCAUCACCUGGUAACAGUCGCGCCCUCGACGGGAAAUUCUACGCUUCUGCCAUCACUAUCGCUGUAGACAACAUCAAUAAAGAUUCCAACCUUCUGCCUGGAAUUCGCCUCAGAUUCGUAUGGGAUGACUCAGAAUGCUCGGAAGAGAAGUCAAUAAAUGCACUUAUCAGUCAAUUCGAGAGGAAAGUGGACGCUUUCAUUGGAUUCGGUUGCGAUUGUCACACGCAAGCAAGAAUGGCGGCGGCGUUAAAUUUGCCUGUUAUCUCGCAUGUAAGUAUUUAUUCCUUUCUAUUCCUGCUUUGGUAAACAACGAAUUUAUUUUUUAGAAAUUUUCAGACCCAUAUAUUUGCGAAAUCAAAGAAUAUAAGGAUAGUGCAGCGGUAAAUUGAAACUCAACACUUAUUCCUGAAUUCAUGAUCAAUUUUUUGAAAGGAGUAAGUUACCUGCCUUAUUUGCUUAGAAAUCCUACUUCAGUCGCGGAUUAUUUUUUUAUUUGUUUAAUUUGUUUAAGUAUCAUUCACCUUAAUUCCAUUUUACUGUAUGUUUUAAAGUGCGUUAUGUGCUUACGUUGUAAACAUAAAUCAGAAACUACCGCGUUGCGUGGAAAAUUUUGCGAGAGGUUUAUUUAGCAUUGGUAAAUUUUUAGCGGGUGCAAACUUUUGCGGUUUGACACGACAGAAUUUUUUUGCAGGUUAAUAUUUUUAGCAAUUAUCUUUAUAACGUAAAUGCAGAGAAAAACGCACCAACUUAGGGAAAUACGUGGUAAUUGAUUCGUAUAUGGAUAUUUUCAGUAGUAAGUUCUCAAGGAGUACGAUUUGACAUAUGGCCUGCGUAAAGAUUUUUUCUUUUGACUCUGAGUAGUGAAGUUUUCAGCCUUUUUUUUUCGCCGCGGAAUUUUGACAGCGGGAACUUAAUUUUCAGAUCAAAGGCUAUCUACAAAAUCGGAAAAAACUGAAACUAGUAGCCUAAACUUUAUCGUUUUUUAUCUUCCUGUUCAAGCUGUGCACAUCAAACGCAGUUUCCGAUAAACAGCUUUAUCCGACCUUCGCACGAACCAUUUUCGGCGACAAUAGCAUUGGUCCGUCGGUGUCGGCGAUUAUGAACUAUUUUAACUGGAACCUGGUCGGAAUAAUCAGCGAGGAGGAGCACGACUGGAAACGAAGGGCAGAUUUCUUAGAGUCUUUUUUGGAUUCCGUUGGAAAAACAGUCACGAUGCACAGUAGAGUACCUUAUUAUCGUUCGUAUAGAGCAAAAGAACAUGGCGAACAAUUCAAAGAAGUUUUAAGCCAAAGCAAAAACAAAGCCAGAAGUAAGUGUAAAAUCUUUCAAUUCGCUUACGCUAGCUCAAAUUUGUUAAAACAGGUUUGGGUCAGAACGCGAAGAGCGAGGCGCGUGCAUGCCAAAACUGCGCAGACGUUUUUGAAGCGUUUAAAUCACUCAAUAAAAUACCAUGAAAUGGGCAGCUGCGAAGAGUAUAACUAAUGAAAUAGAACACACCCAUGUAACUUGAUCCACUUCAAGAUCAUGAGAUGAAACUCUGGAGGAACCACAUCAGUCUAGUAACGGGUGAAUGAAAUUAUGAAUUGACUGUUGGUAUUAAAAAUGAGGACUCAGUGGUGUUUAGUGCGGUGGUUUCCAGAUCAUGUGGUCCGGCUUCGAGCCCAGGCUGAGUCAUUGUGUUGUGUUUUGGGACAAGAUACUCAACACUCACAGUGCCUCUCUCCACCCAGGAGAGUACGAGAACUGUCUUGUGAAAUCUGACGAAAUGAUGCGGUGGACUGGUAUCUAAUCAAGGGAUGAGACGCAAGACUGUUAGUCGCUUCAGGUCGCUUUAAGGGUAGAAAGGGUCCUGUGACUUUUGAGCAGACCCUUUCUAAGAUCCUAUGAAUUCUUUCCUUUUUUAGGUUUGGUUCACUUUUGAGAAUUUUUUCUCUGUUUUUCAGUCAUUAUACUUGCCAUGGAACAAAGAAUUGUGAGAGAGGCAAUGUACUAUGCCUCUAAACUGGGAAUGAACAAUGGAGAUUACGCCUUCAUUUCUUUUGUAUUGGAUCCUGUCCUAGUUCAAAGAUAUACAGCAAAACCAGCUCUUUUGUUUGAUGGCAAAUAUUCGUCAACGUGGAUGAAGUCUCUCUCCGAUCAAGAGAAAAAGGAGUUUUACGACGCGUACAAAUCGAUGUUACUCAUGGUUUUUAACACUUUGAAGAUUGAGGAGUAUGAGAAUUUUACAGUUGAAAUGAAACACAAAAUGUCUGAGCCGCCAUUCUGUAGUGAUGCUUACAAGGGAUAUCAAAUGAUUGGAGAUUUCCAGUAUCCAAAUUUUGACAGAAGGGUAUAAGUAUUCUUGAAAUGCAGAUUUCAUUAACACUAUUAUUAAGAGGAGGGGAGAGUUAGUCAUAAAGUCAACAAGUGAGCAGUUGAACAGUUCCAGAUAUUAAAGGAACAGCGUUAAAGGAUUUGUGUUUUCGGCGUGAACAUUUGCAUUUCCCCUGUCCAAAAUUACUGGAUCCACCAGUGGGCGCAAAUUAAACCUUUAUUUUUUUCAUCUAUUACAGCACUCUGUUGUCUGGCUACGCUUGACAGUCCAAGCAUUUUACAUUUACUAUCUGAUGAUCAUAAACCAGAUCUCCAGCUUCUCAGGACAGAUCAAUAAACCAGAGUAAAUUCUUUAGUUAAUCGUAAAGAGGACUUUUACAGUGACACGUCUCUAAUCUAUUUGUUGUUUUCCAUUUAUCAGGCCCCUAUACAGACGGCUUACCUUUACGACGCGACGUAUCUGUAUGCGAUUGGAGUUAAUAAGACAAUUUCUGAAAGAAAGAACGCUACUGAUGGUAAAGCAGUGAUGAGUGUUCUAUAUGGCAAAUCAUAUUCCAGUAAGUAGGACCAAGCAGAAAUGACUAGAUUUAUUUUGGACUGCCGUGCAACCAACCAUGUUUAGUUGGUCGGGCUACGUUGAACCUUCCUACAGCUAGCUGCAUGGAUUUACAAAUGCGACGAACUUCGGCGAACAUUACUCCGGACGACGUAAAUGAUAGAGAUAAAUACUAAAACGAAGAUUUGCGCGACAACCAUAUGGAUUGUAACGAAGACAGAUACAAUGACGUCGGCUAUACUGAUGACGACUAAUACAACAACGACGACUCGAGCGACAAAGAGUUACGAGGGCAAAAGAUACAAAGACCUUAAUGACGAAAAUUGCAACGACGACAACUCCAGGAGCUAACACGAUUACGACGUAUUCUCAGACGACGACAAUUAAGACAAACUAGAGCCCAACAUUCAAUGUUUUGAUCACUAGACGUUGAUAAGCAUAAGAGCUCUAUAACCCUUUACAUUUCUUUAAAAGCAGUUAACCUUUUUCUGUCAAUUUUAACCACUCCAAUAGCAACGUUACCAGCUCACAAUUAUUUGAUAACUGUCUCACAAGUUCACGCACAAGCGUUUUUUUCCUUUCAGGCAUUCUUGGCUAUGAUAUAUUUCUGGAUAAAAACGGAGAUGUGCAACACAAUCUCACAGUAAUGGACUUCAAUGAAAACUACGGUAUGAUAGACCCUCUUUCGCUUAAACUUUUCAGCUCCCAUGAAAUAUGUCCGAGCUAUUUCACUCCUUCCAUUUCGCUGAAAAAGCCAGGGCGCUUAAGCCAACCAUCUCUUUCGCAUGAUGCUGGCGCUCUCUUGCGUUUCGUUGAUUGGCCAAAAGUGGAGCAAGUUUGCCCAAAGAUUGCAAUCAUGAAGAAACGUCUGCCUUGAGAUACACAUUUUACACACUGCAAACAGAAAAACGAACUAUUUAACCUCUUAUUAGGGGCUCGAGUGUCGACGGUUUCAAUUCAUAGAAACCUCAAUCGUUCGAAGAAGUAAAUGGAGAAAUUAUCGGAAAGCUGCUAAAUUAUUUGCUUCGGUUUAAGUAUUUGACAAAAUCGUCUGGAACCAAGACGAGCUUUUGUCUUAAACUGUAUUUUACUUGUGGACGUGUUGUUUCUUUCAUUAUUUAGAAGAGCCAAGUUUUGAAAACAGAGGAAUGUUUAAAGUAGAGGAUGAUAAAAACAACACAAUUUCUUUCGACCUGUAUCCGAACGCCACCAUUUCGUGGAUCAAUGGCAAAGCUCCUGUUGAUGCUCCAGAAUGUGGUUUUGAAAAUGAGAAAUGUCCCGUGGAGGUGAAAAAAAAGCUAUGUAAGUUACAACUAUUAUGCAGAGAAGUAAAACGCAUAGAUGGCUUUACCAUUAACAAAACUGUCUAUUUUUAUCAUAUAAACUACGGUGUUAUGCAAGGAUUUCCAGCCCUGAGAAAAGCCGUAACUACACACUUGAAAAAAUGCGGUAUUUUUUCACGUGUGUUUGAUAUCGCCAAUCAGCUGCUGACACCUCACCCACGACACUCAGUCAAGUUACUGAACGACCGGCAAAGCCUUCACCAUUCUCAAUCCAAGGUCGUUUGUCAGAAUUUUUUCAGAUUAUGGCUGCUAAAAAAAAUAAAUAAUCCGUAUCGCUUAAUUACAGACAGUGACGUUCAAACUUUUGCUAGAAGUAGAAGAAAACCAAAAUACGAAAAGAAAAACCGAAAGACCUUGCUAAUGGUAUUUCUCGCCACUGAGAACGAAAAUCGACAACUGGAAUUAGAUUUACCACAGGCGGAUGUUGACGUGUACGUGAAAGAUUUCUUUGGUCGGGAAGGAAUGAGUCAACAACUGAGAAUCUUGCACAUUGAAAAUUAGGCCCAUUGUUCGUAUUUGUCGUGAUUCAACGCAUAUGUCCAUCUUGAGCGCGCAAACGCGCUUUAUUCGGAAUGUCGAUCCUUUCGUUUUCAUUCAUUAAUAAAGUCGACUUCUCUCGUCGGUAAAAGGCUUUGGGCCUAUAUGGUAAACAAAAUAAUACAUGGUUGCUUGUAGAUAUGAAAUUUCUAAUCUUGUGGUCAACUCGAAGAGAAAUUCCAUAUCUAGGCGUGUCCAUAUAUUAUUCUCUAUUUAUCACAUGAAACAAAUAGAUUCCAUGUUGCCGUGGGUCUGUUUAGUAAUAAAUCACAAAAGACGCCAAAAUGUGGUGAGAACAUCAGUGACACAAACGGCUGCGCCUCGUUGGUCCCUUUGUUGUUCUUACCACAGUUUGACGUCAUCCGUGAUCUAUUACUGAACAUACACACUGUAACACGGAAUCUAUUUGUUAAAUGUUGAACGUACCCUUGUACGAACGUACCUCUUGCCCCCAUUGCAGUGAGUAUUUUUAUUUUGCAAGUUCAAGAGAGUUCAUAAUAAAGUAAAUUUUUAUUUUUUUACAGCGGUGGCGGAGAUAGUUUCCAUUUGUCUUGGUGUCAUGGUGGUAGUCAUUCUGAUUGCUGGAGCCAUCAUUUACAGGUAUAGUAAGGUUGUUUCUUUAUCAUUUUGUAAUCAUACUCGGUAGGUGCAUUAAUUUUUUUGUGGUUGAUUUUUAUUGAGGUUCUGUGAUGGAACGAAUGAAAACGUUUUGAUUUUAUAAUUAUUUGUCCCACAGAAAACAGAAACUUGAGAAAGAACUCGCGAGCAAUUCUUGGCGAGUGAGCUAUCAGGAAAUUUCUCUAAGAACGAGACAACCAGGAUCUCUACGCAGCCAGGUAAAACACAGGUCUAGCGGUCGGUAGACCAGUCAGGCGAUCAUAAACAGGUCGCUCGGUCGAUCUUAUGUCGAUUAGUGAGUGAGUGAGUGAGUGAGUCACUGUCCGUCAGUCAGCCAAUAAGUUGUGAGUGGUCAGUCAUAUUCAGUCAACAGAGUCAUUCAAUCAGUCGCCAGUCAGUCAGAUUAGCUAGUCAGUCAGUCCCUCAGUCAGUCAGUCCGUCAGUCAGCCAGUCGCUCAGUCAGUCCGUCAGUCACUGAAUCAGUCAGUCAGUCAGUCAGUCAGUUGGUCAGACAGACAGGCUUUUAAGUGCCCAACUGACUCGUUUCCUGAACUUCACACAUUUCUAGGUUAGCUUGAUUUCCACUGAGAGCUUUGAUAACCUCAAUCAACGCCAACUCUUCACACUCGUCGGCUCUUGGAGGGUGAGUUAUUACUCUGUAGAUUGGUAGUUCAAAUUUUUGACCAGCGCCCAAGGGUAGAAAGACAUCUUUGUUAGUUAAGAGUAAUUCGAAGAAAGUUCUAAUGCUGUAAACAACUCGACAAAGUAUUUUUAUCAUCAGGGCAAUACAGUCGCUAUAAAGAAAGUCAGCAAGAAAAACUUGGAACUGAACAGGGAGAUCAGAAUGGAGCUCAAGCAGGUGAGAGUUACAGAGAAGUAACCAAAGAGGUUUGAGUAUCUCAAACAUUUAGAGCACAAUUGUUUAAUUAAUUUUGACAACUUGGACUGUGCUCUAGACACACGUAAGUCUUUACAAAUUGCUAGGCAUUUUCUGGAUAUUCAUAUCACGCAUUUGCACUCAGAGUGCGUUUCUUUAGUUUUGCAUUGCAUUGGUUGAGUCUCAAGGGCAAUCACAAGCUAAGCAAAUGAACGUGAGAUAAUUUCAAUCCCGGAUUGAAUUUAACACAAUUCUUUUUGACCCCUUCACUCAGUUUGACAUUAUCAGUAGUUCUUAGGAGAGACGCAACUGUCAUACUAAACUAAUCAUACUACAGAUGCGCGAUGUCCAUCAUGACAAUUUGGCACAGUUCAUGGGCGCAUGCGUAGACACCCCCAACAUCUGCAUCUUGUUCCAGUAUGGACCAAAAGGAAGCUUACAGGUAAACUACGGUAGCCUUGUUUAAGUUUAACGAACGUUAGUGUUCAAAUAUUUCAGCUGUUCAUCCAAGUUUCCCUCCUCCUGGAGGGUGCGCUUAUCUGUUGAAAGUUAUAACUCGGAGCUCUCGAGAGCGUAGAGACGUUAUUUAUAUAACUAAUAUAACUUCAGGAUAGAAACAGAGAUCCGUAUAACUGUUGUAUUGUACUAAAAAAGAGGGUUUUAAUAGCUGUAAAUUUCUUUUAGGACAUUCUUGAAAACGAAGACGUGAAACUGGACACCAUGUUUGUGACGUCAUUGGUGACAGACGUUGUGAAGGUAAUCAUAUCUGGUCACGUGGUUAUAGGAGUACUGCCAUGAAGUUUUGAGUAGGUUUCGCGAGUUAGAAACUUUUCCAGGGUAAACAAACUCCAUCGUUUGCAGACUGAAAAUGAAAGACUAAAUCUACGGGUUAGAAAUUAACGCUUCUUCCAAAGGAAAAACUUCGUCAAAUCUUUUAAAUAUUUGUCAGAGGUUCUUCAUCUAAACGACCUGUUUCUUGUCAUAGGGAAUGGCUUAUUUGCACAGCACAGACAUAAAGUCACACGGGGAUCUGAAGUCGUCAAACUGUGUAGUGGAUGGCCGCUGGGUCCUGAAGAUUACUGAUUAUGGGCUCACAAAGUUCAAGGCAAAUCAAGCUGAAAGAGCUGAAGGAGAUUACGCAAAGUUCUACCGUACGUUUAUUGUUUCUGUUAACUCUUAAGGCUAAUUCAUGCAUUCCUUCGCCUGAGGCUUGUUGCAUCUUCGAGGCCGAUAACCAACACUCAGAUAAUACUGAACUAGUAUCAUGUCAAUAAAAAGAAUGUUCUUCCCCCAAUUUCAAAAGGGUUAUGAAAUGUUUGUAAAUAGAAUAAGAGAUGAUGUCCUUCGUUUAGCCCGAGUAUCUGGCAGAGUCGUUAUUCGUGUGAGGUUAAUUUCCUCGCCUAAGCAUAUAUCACUCAAAAAAUUUCAAUUCUUCUCAGGCUAACGCGGUCGAAAGUUGCCAUUGGGCGAACAUUCUCACCGACUUUGGUGGUUGGGUCUGGAGCAUGUUUUUUCAAAUAUGCUCCAUUCUCUUUCCCACGCCGCUGCUUAUUCUGAUUAUUCGCUUAUUCUGGUUUGAUAUAACUAAGCGGCUGGAUAAAUUGUACUCCGCCUGGAUAGGACUUUGAUCAGGCUCCCCUGACAAUGUGUUGGUAAAUGUGCUCUUUUACGCUCCAAGGUCAGAGGGACACUGCGAGAGAAAAGUGUCUUUGUCCUUGUACACAAGACAUUGUUCCCGCUAUUCUUCGAACUAGGACCUUUCGAUUUAAAAUUUUCAAUGCGAAAUAAACAAGGUGAGCUACUCUUAGCAGAUUCUCAUCAGCCCAACGUACUGUUGCUCCUUUAGGUUUGAUGUGGACUGCACCUGAACUUCUGCGUGCGGGCAAAGGUCAACACGGUAGAGGCACUCAAAAAGGAGAUGUGUACAGCUUCGCUAUCAUUUGUCAGGAGCUGCUGACUCGUUCAGGGCCUUUUGAUAUGUCUUAUUAUCACAUUGAACCAAAAGGUAAUCAACUCUUGCCUUGUUUGAUUAACUUAGUCCUCUUUCCCUUAUUAGAAUUUGCUUUAUACUGAUUUGUUAGAACUAGGAAGCUUUCGUCUCCGUGUUUUCUAUUUUCCCAUGAUAAACGUUGCCAAUCGGGGGAAAACGCUGGAAAUAACUGUCUACGAGAUUUCAGUAGAUAAUUUCAAAGUUAGCGAUUUUUAAACAGACUUUGUCAAAUUUCUGUGGAAUAACUGCAACAACACUUACUGAUACAAGAGUACUUAAUUUCUGAAAAGAAAUAAUUUUACAUGAAGUAGAUUUAAGUGGGAACCUUCUUUGUCGGAACGAGCGAGUAAGGAAAUGAUCAAGAGGAUAAAUGUCGGAGAACGGGGAAGAGCAACAUCACUUCUUUCCAAGACCCUGCCGAUUUUCGCUCACUUUAAGAAACGAUAGUCUGAGACGGACUACCGUGUUACUUGCGCUUAACGACACUGAUUAGCAUGUCAACUAUAGAGUUUGCGUUGCUGAACUGUUGAUUAAACACCAUGAAGCACUGCGAAAGCGCAACGGAUAGUCUCAUUUAUCAGUUUGCAAGAAAUAUGUUUUUCUGAUUCACAGAAAUUAUCCAGAGAGUCAUGAUACAUGAGAACCCACCUUUUCGUCCGAAGCUCAGUAACAUUGGGAAGGAAUGCGAAGUCCCUGGUUUGAUACAAAUGACGGAAAAAUGCUGGAACGAACAACCCGAAGCCAGACCUGAAUUUGAAGAUUUGAAGAGACAAAUCCGAAAAAUGUCUGUUGGAAGGUAUGUUCAGCCUCAGCCGGUGUCGUAGAAUUUGAUUUUCCCAAGGUCCCUUUAUAAUUGUGAUUGGAGGCUUAGUGUUAUCAAGAGAUUAUAGACUGUUUAUAAUGUCUUGGCGUUGCUCCCUUUUUUCGAACAAUCUAUGUCUAUGCCUAUAGUAUCACAUAUUUAGUGCGUCGAACUUGGAAAAAUGUUUGUCUCGAUCGCGGGCGUACUUUGGGACGUCGCACAAGACUUCUUUUGGGGGAAUUGCCGUGUAGCAUUCCAUAGAACGGCUUCUAAGGAAAAUACUUUUAAGGCCACUUUAGGCUCCAGAAUGAAAAAUGGUCUAAUUAUAUAGGAUCUUACUAUAAGUAAUAUUUCAUACUAAAUAUAAUAAAUUGAAAUCGUUUUAGGCAAACAAACAUAAUGGAUAACAUGGUGAACAUGUUGGAAAAAUAUGCAAACAACUUGGAAAGCUUAGUGGAGGAAAGAACAUCGCAGCUGGCCGAUGAAAAACGAAAAACUGAGAAUCUCCUGCACAGAAUGCUUCCUCCGUAAGUAUCCACGUAACAGGUAUAAAUUCACGAUAGAUGAUGAAAAUAACAAGCGGCCAGUACAAGGUUGUAACCGGACACCGCGUCUGCGAAGAGAAGUCAUCUCUUUAUAAUAAUUCCAGAUAAUAGAGGUGUAUUGAGUUAUUUAGGCGGUCUUAGGAUUGAAAGGAACCGCUCAUCUUCUAUCUGCCAUGUUCUUCGUUUUAACGUUUUGGGCGGAAUUAGCUAUUCCUCUCUGUGUUCCUGAACUGUGACUUUCACUCAAGGAGCCGGGGGUUGCUGAAAAUACUCUUUGGUUGGUGAUGGAGUGUUUGUAGGGAAGGGAAGGAAGUAGUGACACGUUCAUUCGCUUCGUAAUCCAUGAUAAGCUUUUUUGAAUUUUUUUAAAAAUUUUUAUAACGAUUUAAUGGCUACUAGCUACUCUACAAAAGUAAAGAAUAAAGAUAAACAAUAAAAUAAAACAGGCCAUGUGGAAGAUCUGUUAAGUAGUCCUUGACCCCAUAUAGAUUAUAACAAUAAAGCAUGCCCUCAUUUCUACACUUAAAUAAGACUGUAAAAAUAAUGUUUUUCUGGCUUUCGACCUAAAUGCUCUUUUUUUAGUUUCAAAGCGAGUGUCCAUAGGCAGUUCAUUCCAUCUAUCUACAAUUUUAAGACUUUUAAAAAAGUUUCUUUCAGCAAACUUUCAACAACUUUUAUUCGCAGACCUGUCGCACGUGACCUUGUUAAUGGAAAGACCAUAGUGCCGGAAAAAUUCGAUGAAGUAUCGAUUUUCUUUAGCGAUAUCGUCGGUUUUACGUCGUUAUCUUCGGAGAGCACCCCUUUCCAGGUAUGGCAAUAGAAAUGCUUUUUAGGAUUAUGUACAUAGUUAUCGUGAUUGUAUUAGGAUUUUAUGAGCAUGUUCAGAGCAAGUUUCAUGCGCUCAUGGUUCAACUUUUCCUUACAUUAUGUAUACAGCGACCACGAUUUACGAUGAUGUUUAGAAUGAUGCAAAAAAAAAAAAAUGUUAGGAUUCAGCUUUAUAGGCAGAUCUCCUAGGUAAUAGCGGAUCUGCAGCGGAGCCAUUAUCUAAGGAAAUAACUGUAAUGAUCGGCAGGCCUAUUUGAAAAGAACAUUGCUAUUCUGGUGUACGUUCGAAUCAAGUGAGGGCCAGCAACACAGAUGACUUCGGUUCCUCCGUUACACUUGGUUUGAUUUAUAUAUCUAUAAUAAGGCGCUUAUGUAGCGAAUAAAGGCAGAUUUGGUUUCCCGUUGUGAAUUUGCCUUUCUAAUGAUUUUGAAAGCCAGUCUAAAUUGUUUCAUUGACACAAAUAUUGUUUGAAGCUGAUUUCUUGAAAUUUGCCGAAAUUAUUUCAUUUCGUCUCUUUUUGAUCAUUUUUCAGGUUGUGGAACUUUUAAAUGAUUUGUAUACUUUGUUUGAUGACAUCAUCAGUAAUUACGACGUAUAUAAGGUGGGUAUAAAAUAAGCUUCGCAUUACAUGAUGUUCAUUGGUUCUUGAUUAUCGAGUACUGCCCAUUUACUAAAAAAAGAGGACCAAGUUGUUCAAAACCGGCCUACCUACCGAUAUUAACGUGGAAAAAAGCAACAUCAUUUACGAGAUAAAAGGGCACUGAGAUGGAUUUAGAAUGACCAAGAAUGGAGAGAACGGGCGAACUUGAUAAACUUCGCCAUAGUUCUCCAAGAUGAAAAGACAUUGAAUAUCUUUCUUUUCAUCAGCAGCUGCGUUAGUAUUCCUAUGACGAUACUAUGGGAAUAAAACUUUGGGUGGCAGUUAAAAUUGGAAAUAAACUGAGCUCAGCUGCUCCAAAUAUGCCACGUUAAUCUUGCAUUCGUCUUCUUUUCUCGUUCAUGCUCAGGUGGAGACAAUUGGUGACGCUUAUAUGGUAGUUUCAGGACUGCCAAUCCGGAAUGGUCAUCAACACGCCGGGGAAAUAGCAAGCAUGGCUCUGCACAUGCGUAAAGAGAUAUAUAAUUUUAAAAUACAUCACAGGCCUCGUGAACAGUUAAAGCUCAGGAUAGGAAUUCACAGUGGUAAGAGAAAAUCCGUCAAAUUUUGAAUUAAAGUUUGUUCUUAAAAAAACGCUUUGCUCUAAGAACUUACCUCUCUAUCGCGAUUUCAACAUAACUUUGUGCACCGGUUGAUCGAAGUAUGUAUUGUUAACAGUAUGUUUUGUUAACACUUAUCCACUGGAUAGCGAUUUAUCCGAUGGAUAUCCGCACUUUGAACAAACUGGAUCCAGACGCACACACGUCGGAAAGAAUUCUUAGUGGAAAACAAAAUUAACCUGCUUUGGGCGGAGUGAAUAAAGAAAACCUCUUCAAUGCCAAACACUUGGGUGAAACCCAUGACUCAUAGCAAAAGUUAUGAAUAUUCAACUUACAGUUAAAUGAACUACCUAGGCGAAUUUUUAAAACUGAAGUUAUAAAUUAUCCCUCCUUUUGACCAACCAAAGGACCCUUGCUGGUUUUCGCUUAAUUUGAAAAAAAAGAAAGUUAACCCUUUAACUCCCAUGACGAAGAGAGAAAUUCUUCUUACAAUAUCAAUGCAAUAUCAAACAGACAAGUGAGGAGAAUAAAGAAUAAAACUCAAUCAGAGGACUACAAGUUGAUCCAAUACCAAAUUCUCCAAACUAACAUGAUAAGAAUUGUGUGGCUGAGAGUAAGGAAAAUUACUGAUGAGAUCUUGGGAGUGAAUGGGUUAAACUUGAAGAUGCCAUUUGACGUAUUUUAUACUUUUAACUUUUCACCAGCUCAGCAACAGCAGAAUUAAAAAAUAACGCUAUCCAAGUUUAUUAAUCCGGUUAAUUCGAAUAAUAAUAUUACAAACGGUAGAUAAUCGUAAGUCUGAACCAUCAAUUUUUCUGAUCAGGACCUGUUGUUGCGGGUGUGGUCGGUAACACUAUGCCUCGUUACUGUUUGUUUGGUGAUACAGUGAACACUGCCUCUAGAAUGGAAUCCAAUGGAGAAGGUGGGUAUAUUCAUCAUUUUAGGGAUGGUAAAUGAAGUCCUGUAACGCUUAGUCCAUGCAGGAAUAAUUUUGUUGGCUUUGUCAAUGCCUUAUCUAUUUAUUUGUCUGGAUGUAAGGAAGGAGAGUCGAGCACACGGAAUCAAGGCGACAGUUAACCUUUUCUGGAGCAAUAUUGUGGAACGAAAAACUCGUCUUUUUCAACUGCCGUUUUAUGGAAGUCCCAUGUAUCAUACUGCAAAAAGGCGUUUCUGGUGAGAAGUUAGGGGAGAAGCUAGAAUUUUGAAUAUAGUCUGGAAGUCGCAUGGUGUCAGACCCAGACUAUCUAACUAAACUGUCAUGUCGAAAUCCGUGAUUUUUACUGGAUGAAGGCCUUUCAAUUCAGUUUUUUUCAAUACGUUUUGCACUUCUUAAGGUUCGUAGCCCUCCUCUCUGGUUUCAGGCUCCUCGCAUUCCGCUACUAGCGGCGUGUUUGCCCUUAUUUUGAGCUCGCGGUUUGCCAGCUUUUGUUUGUAAUUUGAAUGCCUCAUGGCCUGACCUGAUGGCUCGGGUAUCUUUUCGGUUUACUUAGUAAUAUGAAAACAAAUUGCUUUCAGCUCUUAAGAUUCAUAUCAGUCCGGACGCCAAGAAUCUUCUGGAAUCUCUUGGUGGUUAUCACAUUGAAAGGAGAGGAGAAGUAUUUUUAAAGGUAGCUAUACGUCAAUCUUCUCGCAAAAUCUAAUGUGACUCUAACAAACAGUUACAAUACAAGGCCUUUCUAAAUACCGAAUUUCUCUGAAUGAGGGCCUUCCCCUUAAUUGGUCACUUCCGCUGGGUCAUGUUCUAAAUAUUGAUUUCAUAAUUCAUAGUAAUACGUCUUCCUUAGUGUAAAUACAUGUAUUGUGGUGGGCGGUAGGUUUUGCAGUUCCUUCAGUUCUUAUACCUUCUUCCUCUUCCCCCGAUACGUCGUGUCUUUUUAUAGUUGCCUUAAUCUUUCCGGCUGUACAAUUUCUCCUGUGAUGUCCCUCAGGUUAAUCUGUUUGAUGUGUUCCUGUGUUUUCUAAAUUCAAUUCCUGCAAAUGAUUUUACCUCUUUUCAUUCACAUCACUUCGCGCGCUUAGUCAUGCGAUGUUCGAAAACACUUUUUUUUAGUUAUUGUGUUACUGAAUGAUUCUUUUUGCGUGCAACAGGGCUGGGGUCAGAUGAGGGGUUGAGCAGUUUCUAAGCAACCUAUGCGGGGUUGGUGCAAAUGAGUUUGAGUGUGUGUCCUUCAUUAUUUGUUUGACGUAGUAGUCGGAAAAAUAUUACAAUUUAUGUCUUGACCAUCUCCUCGCCCAAAAAUGGCUUUCCAGUUUUUACGGGAGGAAGUUUGUUACGGAAGAAGGAAAAAAUUUGUCAUCGUCGAAAUAGCUACAUUGCGUACGUGAUCUUAAGGCUACUUCUUAAGGAAAUGGUGAAAGAAUCACGAAAAAAUGAAGAUUAACAAUACUUUUGUAUGCUAUUUUCCCGAAAACCGGCGAGAAUACGAAUUGCACUUAAAUCAUUAAUAUGUGAAUAGGACUAGAUGGUUUUCGUCGCAGAUAAAAGAAAUCUUAUCAGUGUGGAGGGAAGUUGGGAACUAAAACGAAGGGUCCUCUAGGUUUUUUAUCUUUUCAUUCUCGUUCCUUUUUUUUUCACAACUUAAAAACGUACCAUUCAAACAGUCACUCCACUCUGUGAGGCUCCUGUGGUUUGAUGGGAACCCUUCACAAAUGAUUCCUUAUCCUUUUAGGGUAAAGGUACGUGGACAACAUUCUGGCUCGAAGGAUCUGCUACGCCAUUGAGAACGCAUCAUCAUGGACUGAAUAAAGAAAAGCAUACGGCGCCGCUGGUACACAAACAGGAUGAAAAAAACGGCUGGAAAUUAGUGAAGGAUUUACUGCCAAAACUUGCAAAGCAGUCUAAAAACGGAACACUCCCCUCUAUCAAACCGUCUCCUUCGCCCAAGCGUUGCGUCCAGCUGCCGCCAAUAACAUCAUGAGCUUUCAUCAACGACAAUUUGCAGAUAGUCUCUCACGGUCUUUGCAACGAUUUGCCGACGCAGUCCUCUGCUUGUCAGUUCAUUAAUUAUAUUUACAGGAUGUUCAAGGCGGAACUUAGUAAGUAAGAUAAUAUAUAUUUGUUUGGUAGGCGGCUCAGGAUGUCUGGAAGCGAUGCUGGAAUGGACUAAUUCAUGUAUCUCUAAAUGGCGCUACACAUGGCCAUUUGCGAAAGAGAGAAAUAUUUAUUACAAGUGACAAUUUCCUUGAAAACAUUCAACAUGUAAAAAGCCGACAUGUACUUUAUUCGGCUCAGAUGUCACGGACAUGACAUAUACACUUAAGAUUGCUACCAUCAAAAUGAAAUUGUGGUAAACUGAUAUUUUAAAAUAAUCGAGAUUACUCUAGGCAUGAGGGUGACUGCUGUAUGCUUCAUGCUACACAUCAAACGACGGAAACAACUGGGAAAAAUUCAAAAUGCUCUGUGUGUUUUUUUUUCUCUUCGGGAUCCUUAUAUCAUUCGAGAAAAUUCUUAUUAUACUCAGUCAUCAAGGAUCGGCUAAUGUUUACCGUUCAUCAGAGUCUCGUCGAUACACGCAUAAAAAAUACAUAUUAAAAGAUAUGUUUAAGAUACUCUUUUUCUCUUAGUCAAUUCAAAUUUAUGGAAAAGGUGAACAGCUGUGACAGUAAGCAAAUUAACAUUUUUCAAAGGGAACGUUUGGUAUAGGUUUGGUUCCGCUACUAAUCACGUUUAAGCUGCCAUAGAUCUAAGGAAAAAGAAGGAUUUGGUAAGUGAUUGAUCACAAUUGAAGUUAAAACUGGUCGCACUUGAAUUCCAUACUGUCACAAACCGCCGCGGCAAGGCAAAAUUCUUUUGAAUCGCUCCAUUACAGUUAUGUUUGAUAUGGGAAAAAUAAGCUUUUAAUGUAUCAGGGUCGAGAAUGAGAGAUAUCUUAUUUAACUAGGAACAUAUUGUGUAAACCGAAAUUCCAUUAUGCCAAUGCUUUCGAUUUUCUUUCCCUUGAAUUUUUCUCGAUGAUAUAUCAUAUCUUGCUUAUUUUUUUUCUAGAAGUCAGAUGUCUUACAAUAAAUUUCCUAAGCUUUAGUGUUGUUUUUCUUCCUACUUUAAAUCAAACGUUGCGUUUUGUUUUAUUUUAAAAUCCAGGCGGAAUUUAACGCGAAACAAAAUGCGUAGAAUAAAAGAAAUUUAGGUGGUAAAUGAAAUAAUAACUGCCAUCUUUCUUGGUGGAAUCUUAUCAAAAUUGAUAGCUGGGGAAAUACAUUGGCGCCUUGGGUUCGCACAUAAAGCCAUAACUCAUUUAAAUGACGCUUCCUUAUCUCUGUGGAAUAAUUGCUAUCAGUUAUUAUGACCUUAGCACCUUUUAAAUCGUUAAUAUUUCAACUGAGCGACCACAGUAGAGAUACAUCCGUUGUAUUAAUUUUUUUUUACCACUUAAAAUUUCGUUGUUUGCAGUCUGUUCGUCUCUGGUGUUUUUAACAAUCCUAAUUUAGCUCUUUUAUCGACUAUACUUUUUUAAAGUAAGAGUUACCUUCAGAAAUAGUUAAAAAAGGGAGUUUUACACUUAAUUCCCAAAAACUUCACAAAAUCCUGAAUGAUUACUACAAAGUUGUUUUCAGACUAUCGCACAGCGAACAUGAUUACUUUUUUUACUGUUCACGCUAGCUUUGCGGUGCGAUAAAUUUAUCCGGUAAUUUUAAACGACUUACAUAAUUAGUUGUGCAUAAGCUCACAUCAAAACCAUUAGUAAGAGCUAAGUGUUUGCGGUAUUUUAAAUGAUGAAACACGUUGCAUACAAUCUUGUAUUUAUUAAGAAAGAAAAUUAGCUUGUCAUAAGUUAUGAAACAUCCAGUAUUUGUAUAAAUUGUAAUUAAAGGAGGUACUGAUAUUUUUUACCACACGCAUAUUUUUACUGAUGUGUUGUAUUGUAUGUUCACGAUUGAUCCGUGUUCCACGAGUUAUAUGUGAGAUGUAUUUGUAAAUGCAUUUGACUGACGGGGUUCCGUGCUAUCGAGCUAACUGCCCAACAUAGCAACCAAGAGAAAGAAAUUAAUUCAGGUAAAUUAUGAAAUUGCAAGGCUUAAAUAAUCAGCACGGGAUUUGAAAGGGGAAGAAAGGGGGAAAAGAGGUACACUGGAAAUUAGGCCGAGAAUAUUUUGCCAAGAGAAGUCAGCAAAAGAAAUGUAGACGAUAGAGCGAACGAGCUGGCGAAAUUUGGCUGUGAAUAAUUGAUCCUGAAUGGAGAGAUGGAACAAUUUACGAUCUCUUGAGGGUUCUGUUAUAGAGCUUGGUUGGUUGGGGAAAACAAGUUGUUCGGCGGCCUAAGUUGCAUGAAAAACGGACUUGUUUGGUUGACCAGGUCGCUGUAUAGUUAUUCUGCGUUCCCGAUUCCAUCCGGCUUGGGUCUUUUGUUUGUUAUGUAAUCGCAAUCGGUAAAUCGAGGGAAGCUGUUUUAGUGAUAGCUCUGUAAGAAGUAACUUGAAAAUGUGUAAAAACAAAAAUCGUUUGGCCUGCAUAAUUUCCUUCAACACGAAGGAUCUUACCUCACAAUCCUAAUCAUAAUCUUGUUUAAUAGUGAAUAAUAGUGAAAGGGACAAAGAUAAUUGGGUUUGGAAAAAGGUUUACAGAUAUUUCAAAUAACAAACUGAAAAGUUUAAGUUAAAAUUUUUACAGAUUCACAAACUUUAAUGCAGGAAAAACGAUCAGCUCAGCCAACCGGUUCAGCCGAAGGCUCACGGAACUGGGUCCAAAUUAGAAUCAAUUUUGUAAUCAGGCUAGACACUGACAGUUCCUGUUUGCUGAUGGUUUGGCUUUGUGCCAGUAAUGCUAAAGCUGUGUCACAGGAGUUAAAUUCAGAAUGGUUUUCUCGUCCGGUUUUCUUUUACUCCUGUGCUUUGACGAAUUAUUGCACUGCGAGGAGCACAAUCUUCAUUCUGAGCACGUGACUGGUCAAUACGAGGAACUUGCAUUCAUCAAGUACAUUUUGUGGUUUCAACAUUAGAUGAGAAUUCAAUCGCGGCCAAACCACAAAAUUGAGGAAAUUACUGAGUCGAGUGUCCUCGACUUUAAAUUUAACCGAUUGAUCAGAUACUCUAUUUUCGUAUCAUUGAGAAUCAAUCUGCGGUUUCCUGCCCUUUUGCUCUGUUUCUCCAAACCCCGAUCAAUUUUUUAAAAACCUACAUGACGCUUUUUCCGACAAACUCUGUCCUUGUUUGGAUUGCGUCCUUUGAAAUCCGUGUUAAUGUUUGUCAUCUCUCGCCAUAUUGGUUCCUUUUCGGAUUAUUAUCAUUAGCUUGUCGAGGUUUGACUACGCCACAAAAUAAUAAUUUCAAGUUUUUUUGCUUUAUUCAAAGGGUAUUUUAAUUGAUGCUUCAUAUAAAACGGUAUCCAGUCUGCAGCAGUGUUCCAUUUCAGAAACAAUAUUUUUGAUCCUGGCAGGUUCACUCCUUCACUCUUUCCCUGUCUCUUUUAAAUGACUUAAAACUUUUUUUUUCGCUCGAUUGACGAAACAGUCAGAGCGGGGGCCAGAUGCGUGAAUGCUAGAGAAAUUAAGAAAGCAGCCAAAAAGGGAUGGCAGUUGUUGAGUCUUCUCCUUGAAUUUCAAGGUAAAGUUAUGACUUGACAGAAAGGCACAGAGGCCUGUCGCAUUAGGGUUAAAAAAAUAAAAUCGUUUUUCAGACUCAAUCAAUUAUCAUGACAAAACUUUUUUGCGUCGUGCAACUUGCACUGUCACCCUGGUAUAGAAUUUUCACGCGAUCUUCAAACUGUCUAAUUCGUAGAACAUAAAAUUUUCAGGCGAUCUUCAAUAAAACUGUUUAAUUCGUGUUGACGGAAUCAAAUUUCGACUUCGCAAUGUUAAAACAUGUUUACAUAAAUUAUUGUGCAUGAAGGUUCAACGCUCAUUAAUAUGCUAAUAUUGAGUAAAAAACAUUUUCGCUGUUUUUCAUGGUCAUGCAAAUACAUUUUUGGUUAGGUUUGUGAAGAGAAUUUUCUUAAAGCACCUUGAAUUGAGGAGAUCAAAAGGAGGACAAUAGGAACAUUACAGAUCCUUUUUCAGAGCUUGGGUAAAUUGUAUCGUGACGGAAGGAAAAUACUUCAACCGCCCCCUCCCGCCUCCCCAGGGGAUAAAUAGCGACCGGUCCUUGGGUACUCCGACACAUUUUGGUGUUGUCGGAUUGUGCAAUACAUUAGCGCAUGCUUAAAAUAAAACAAAACAAACAAAACAAAAAAAAAAUUAUCACAAGAAUAGCUAAACUCCGGAAAGAUCAGGAUUCUUUCCAGGUACAACAAUGUUUUUUUUUUUUUUUUUUUUUUUUUUUUCAAGUUAAGACGCAAUUCCUUCACGUUCUUUUACUUCUGACCAUCUUUGUUUCCUGACAAAUGGAAGAACAAUCCAAGGUUCAAGUAAUGGACCCUUGGUUCAAGUUCAAUUUCACGAUAAAAACGUUUUCUGGUUUAAGAUAUCUUUUAAGAUCACGAACUUUCAAUUAUUUUGAGGUCAUUAUUUUUUUUAAAGACUUUUGACUAGGACGCGAAAGCACACUUAUCCAAAAUUUAUUUUCACUUUUGUAUGAUUUUCUGUUCUUUUUCAAUAUAUCGUACCUUUUUGUAAUUUCUUAUAUAAUGUUACUUAUAAUGUUAGCGAUUAAAAAAACUCCCUUGAAAUUCAUUUUGAAAGCACAUUUUUCACGUAUUUGUGUAUGCUGUCAGUUUUAUUUUUAGUAUUUAAACAAACAAAACUUCCCCUCGAGUGACUGACCCUCGAUUGAAACCCGUAUUGUAGCCCACGCAUUGCGUGAUAUGCUCUUGGACACACCAAUAAUUGUCACUUAAAUCGCGUAAUUUUAUACUGCACCCUUCAGUUCACGGUUCAGGUCACGAUUGUGACAGCCUCGAUUGCAUGCGUAGGAACGGCAGGGUCCGUGAGGGCAAACGCAAAUCGAUUGUUAAACAUGUGCACACCUAAUUUGCUAUUAUCCCCUUGAAAGUUGCUUUAACAGGGAAGCGUUUCAUCUCAAACAAAUGGAAGGCUUCUAGAAUGAAGGUAAGUUUAAGACAUGUUUAUUUGUGAAUGAAAUUUUGCGUUUCUUGUACCCUAACGCAACAUUCUUUAUAGUAUUCGCCGCCAGCGGUCAAUAUUGGCCAAUUUGCAGAACGGAAUAACUUUGUUUUGUUUUCUUGAGCGUUGUUUUUAUUUAUUUCGCUUUCUUGGUGACAAAUCAGCUAUAUUUUUAUAAAAUGUUAUUACCUCCCUUUGAAAACAGGUUUUUGUAAGCGUAACGAGAUGUGAUUGAAGAGAAGUUAAAAUGUGCUAAGUCGCAUCGAAGAUUUAUCCUGCUAGUGGUUUCUUUCAUCAACGCGGUCGUUCCAGCUCACCUAUACGAUAAGAUUUCGAUUGAUAAUAGCCUAAGGACAGAAGUCUAAUCUCCAGAGCGAUGUCCAUGCGGGUUGUUCUCGCAACUAAAAACAUCCGUCAUUGUGAGUCUUAUUUAUAGUUUCACAUGCGUGCAUAUUAACUUUCAUGCACAGUUUAAUCUGACUGAUCGAUAUCACAAACUGGCUUCUUCUGCAAAUUAUUUCAACUUUUCCAAUCGGAUUUCACAGAAAUCAUUGACAUCAGCUUAAGCGUAAAUUUGUUCGCGUUUAUCUUUAUACAAUCUCCUGACCACCGCUCGAAACUGAAAUACGCACCUUGACAUCGAAAACGUAGAAAAUAAUAAGUAAUAAGUAAUUUAUGAUCCUUGCGACGCCGACGGUCACUCGAACAUAUUUGUAUCAAUCCUGACAAAUUUAGAUCGGUUUCAUAGCAUUUUAAAACGAAUUUGAAGUAGUUAAAUAUGUAUUCACAAGUAUUUUAUUUUUUCCUCUUUGCCAACGUGUUUCAAUGAGCUGGAAUUCAUCACUUACAAUUUGUCUAAAAGGACGCUUUUGAAGCAGUCCGCUUCCUGUAACUUGAUUAAAUUUUUUUGUCAUAUUUAUAAAUACGCUAUUUUUUCGAAGUUUUUGAUAUCAGUAACAUAAAAGAAAAAAAUUUGAAGGCACAAAGUUAUUACAUGUUGUUUUUUCUCAGUGGAGAAAUAAAACGGGACGAUUUCAUGACAAACAGACAAAGUUUGUUGUGAACUUGACCGUGAAAAUGACUUUUUGGUUGAGUAGAAAUUACAUGCGAAAGUUAAAUAUUAUCAUUUAUAUUCUCGACACAAAAAGUGACGGAGAACAUAUUUACAACUUCCGCUGUCUAAAUAAGUGUUUUGAUUAUCUGUACCUAUGAAGAAUCGGUUUACGGAGAAGGUGAACUUUCGAAAGUGUAUAAACCAUCACGUAUUUUUAAGAAGUUAAAUCAAUUCAGCAUACGGACGGUUAUUGAUGACAUCUUCACGGUAUCGAAACCCUUAACUUUUACCUCGACUAAAUGUUAUCAUAAAAACAUUGUAUUUUCAGGGUCAAAUGGUUGAUUAUGACGCAAUAUAUUCAGACGCUUUCUACAUAAAAAAAUUAUUUAAAUGGUAACACUUAACGCUGUAAAAACUCUUUUGGGCAUUUCUGAUAAGCCACCAUAUCCUCAGCUUUGUCGAGAACGCAAGUCAAUAAAUAAAUUUAUUUACAUUUAGCUGUGAAUGGUUCAGCUGAGUGUUAGAUGUAUCCAUAAGGGUUCUGGUGUCAUUCAGGAAGGAUUUGCCACUACUUAUUUCAUUAUAUAUCGACUCAAGAUAUUACAACAAGGAUGAUGUACAUUUAGAUCGACAGCAAAACUUUAUAUUCAACUCGUCUCCCCUCAGCAGCAGCUGCUUACUUGAAAACUUGAAAAAACAAAGACUUAUUAUAGAGAGAUCUGGUGAAGCUUUUGCUAAAUUUAAUAUUUAAUUUCGCUUUCGUUUUUGUCAAAAUAGUGAAUAUACACCGGCGGGGCCGGGCUGCCUUUGUACUUUGAAGUACUUCUGAUCAACGGAUUUCACAGAUCAGCGACAAUAAUAAUCUUUCAAAAGACAGAGGUUACUAUUCAUUGCUUAAGUCUCGCGAAAGUUUCAAGAAAACCAAAACGUGAUUACUCGACAGUGAAUAUUUUACCGGAAUAGUGGGCGGAAAUCGCUUACGCUUGGUGUGAGAAAAAUUCCAACACAACUCUAAGUCAUCAAAUAAAAACUCUAAAUUUAAUCCUGUUUUUUCUGAUCCUGAGGAUUAAUCUUGUGUGGAGAAAUGAGACAGACUCUAAUUUUAUUUUUCUUGAACGUAGGUAAACUUAUCUGAAUUUUCGGGACUGAAAAAGUCACCGCUGUGGGAAUUUUUUGAUCUUGCGGAGUGGAAAAGGAAGAGGUGACAAAUGCGGGGGGCGGAAGAGGUAUGGAAAGUUCCCCUCCUGAAAAUUUCAAAUUGUUGUUAUUUUUCUUUCAAUUUCUCGUGAGUGGAAGAUUUAGUACACCCAGCGUACUCUUCAUGGGAGAUAUUGAAUGCGAGGGCUGGUCAACUCGAAUUACGUUUGACAAAGCCUUGAUUCGUCCCUUGAUUCGCCCCGUCUGCAGAGCAUAGCGGAACUCGACGAGAUCUAAAGCGUGCCGAGGCGAUUCUGAUAAGAGAAAAGAGAAAAAAAAAAUUGGCUCGAGCAUCUGCCAUACUCUUCAGACAGAUUCAGACGCCGGUUUAAAUGUGCAGUCUUGCAAAAGUAACGUGUAAGUCAUGCGAUGCGGGUCAUGUGAAGUUCUGUGUACGAACCAUAGCCGUUGGACUUAUUCGCUCUUCCCGAAAGAGCUAAUCCUAAUAAUCUUGUCGAUUGCACUUGGUAGAAAAAGCCGGAAAAACAUCUUACAUCGAGUACGAAACGCUGGAGAAGUGAUCUGUUUUUGUCACCAUUUCUUUGCGCACGUUUGUUUUCUCAGCUGCUCCUGUUUCUCAAGUACCUCAUUUUAUUAGCAAGUCAUUAAAAUGACCAUCACUAGGCUGAUGACAGGUCCUUAGUGACUGACACUUACAGCGUGCUACACACAGCUUAUACUUCUGUUGCCAGCUUUUGAAAUGACUUUUUACACGGUUAAUGGGAUACGACAUCGCCUAGAUCUUCGGGAAAACAAGGAUCCUUUCUAUUUUUAAUAUUUUUGCGACUAAGAACGAUUGCGUUGAUAGAGAAAAGUGAAAUAUAUAUUUUGUUUUGCUUGCGAAAAAAAUGAAAAUGAUCCGUCGUUAUCAGACUUAUUAAGAAACAGCCUUGUUAUCAUUCAAAUGUCACUUUCUGUGUUUGUAGAAAGAAUAGCGUGACAUUCCUAUCUUCUCGUUGUGUGUCUAGUCGUUUCGUUUCGUUUCGAAAAUAGAACAUGCCCUUGAAAAAUAAUCGUAUAACAUCCACUGUUGACUGUUCUUGCCUGACCCCGUUGAUUGAUGAUGACUUAGUUCGCCCAAAGUAAUACUUGUAAGGCUUACGUAUGUUUAUUUUGUUGCUAUUUUGCGGUUUCGUGUUUGACAAAGAAAUGCAUCCUUUGCAUACAAACACAAAUUUAAUUUCGUGUAGCUCAUGAAUUUUUCGAAGUCGACAAUGCUACCAAUGAUACCGACGUAGGAUUUUUUGUUUUUUUUGUGUAUGUAAAAUUAUAACUUAUGUUUUGGAUUGUAUAAUUGUGUAACUGGUGUGCUACUGUCUGCUUUCCCAUCAAGAUAUCCUCACACAUGCGUGAAAGAAACUUUAACUGAACGUCAGAAACUGAUCUGAUACUAUCGCCUGGAGCAAUUUCCAAACGUUCAACGAAGAAACAGGCCGCAGAUUACCAUGAAGAUAUUAUUUCGAUGUUUUCACCUGUUUCUUUUCACUCUUGCCGUCACAUCUCCGGUAUGUGGAGAUAAUUUUACCCUGGGUUUGCUUUUACCCUAUGAUGAAUCACAUGCUCCUGCCGUGGGAAAACUGUUCGCUCCCGCCAUUGUAACCGCCGUGGAUGACAUCAAUAACUCAUCUGAUCUUCUCUCCGGCCACCAUCUGUCUUAUAUCUGGACUGAUACCAAGUGCAACGAAGAUACGUCUCUGCAUGCAAUGGCUAAUCAGAUUCACGAGAAGAAGGUGUCCGCCAUUAUAGGUCCUGGAUGUACUUGCCAAUAUGAAGCGAGAUAUGCCAGCGUACAGGACGUCGCAAUGAUAUCAUACGUGAGUCUUGUUAAGUGACUUUGGGCUCGUUGUUCGAAGGGCCAGGUAACUUAACGGGCCCGUAAAGCUAUUCUGUUUUUAUUCAAGAUAGCGGUUUCAAAAGUUUUGAAAUUCUACAAAUUAACCAUCGGCUAAAGGAACAAAUUAUACUUGUUAGGGUGACAGAACCAGCUGCUCUUUUGCUGUAAAUUUUGACUUUAAAAUUUGGCUUCGGGUCCGCAAAGUUACUGAGACUUUCGAGAAACGUGCCACUUUACACUCUGAGCUUUUUGUAGGGUCCUUAAAAAAAUUGGCAAAAUGUUGAGAUCGGGGAGAAUAUUAUAGAUUACAAACAGCAAGCUUUUAAAAUUGAGAUAAUCAAUGUGAAAAUUCUUCUUUCAAUCUUAAUAUACUGUCAAGCAGAAAUGUAAUGACAAUCGAUGAACUUACAUCAUUAAGGGAAAACUGAAGGGAAAUUUUGUUACAUAAAAUGAAUAGUCAAGAAAUUUUGAAAACUUAGCUUUCGCAUUUUGGGAGUGGAGGGGUAAGUUAACUAUGUAACCUUUCUCCCGAGCAGAUGUGCAGAGAUCCGCUGACUAAAAAGGAAGAUUACGCAACAUUUGCAGAGACGUUUAUCCAGGUGGAGGUGCAUAAACUAUCGAGAGGCCUCAUUAAAAUGUUCCAAAAGUUCAACUGGUCAGAAGUGGCCAUAUUGUAUGAAAACAUUACCAGUUAUAUCAGGAUGAAAGAAGUCGUGGAGCGCGAGUUUAAUUCUAACAAUAUCAAAGUGCUUAUGGAUAGAGAGCUUCUUGCUAAUCAAUGCUACAAUCAUGUGAAGAACAACCGUUUAAGUAUUUGUGAUCCACCCACAUCGGUGACGAAUGUAAGCGAUUACAUGGGAAAUAUGUUCAAAGAACUGAAGGACAAAUGUAGAGGUAUGUAUACAGUAUCUUUCGCUUUAACCCUUUCAACAAAAUUUCUCUUCACAAUAUCCUUACAAUAUCAAGUACACAAGUGAUGAGAAUAAAGAAAAAUAUCAUUUAGGGGAUUAUUAGUUGAUCGAAUACCAAGUUCUCCGAACUAAUAUCAUAAGAAUUGUAUGGCAGACUAUAGCGAGAAUUACUGAUGAGAUCUUGGAAGGGUAAUGGUUAAGGACCCGUCAAUAUUUAUCACGGGGGGGGGGGGGGGUGGGGUUGGGUGGAAGAAUUUUGGUUUUAUUACGAUAAAAUUUACCUGAUCUCCAAAAAGGCUGGUAAUUAUUUUGUAAUUAAUUUUCUUUGCUCUCCCCGCAACCCGCAACCCGCAACCCGCAACCCCAACCCCCGACUAUAAAAUGGUAUCGAGGAACUGUCAGGGGAGGCCAGGCGAAAUGUUAGAGAAGCAUGAUCGACUGGGCUGAUGUUCUGAGUUUUUCUCGGUUUCUAUUGAUUUUCUUUCUCUUGCAGUUGUACUUUACUUGAGUGAAUAUUCAGUGGCCCGUCAGACGCUUGAGUACGCGUAUAAUCAGGGUAUGACACAAGGCGACUAUGCAUUCGUCAUGCUACAACUUGAACUUGAACAGUUCAAGCGUAACAUGGACAAGCCAGGACAAAUAUAUCUGCUUAUGGAUUUGGAUCCAGACAAAACAUGUGAUUAUUAUCAAGCCCUGGAGUCGGUGGUAUUGGUGGAGGUUCAGAGUAAAUUACCAGAUGAGAAGAAGUCGUAUAAAGCGUUUGAAAAGAAAGUCAAAGAAAAAUAUGACAGUUUCAAGACAAACUUAACAGCGAGCAUCAAGGAGGCAGGGUUUAAGGUAAGUUUUAUAGUCAAUGAACUAGGGGGCGUGGGGGUAGGGGACAUGGUGGGAGAGAAUUGUAUUUAGCAUAAUUUUAUGGGUCAAAGAAUAUGUUUGGUUGUAGUUACACUGGUCUUUGGGUCUCCUGGUACAGAAAGUGGGAUACAUCUCAGUAGAUGGGUCGCUUACUUCGUGUACAGACUUUACACACUUAAUCAUAUACUUCUGCGCGUUAGGAUGUGGAGGGAGUGUUUUUAUCAUUGAUUUCAUUUAGCCGGAUAUUUUUGUGCAUGGCAGCUCAAUCCUCCAAACUGCGACUCUUCUGGUCUUCAUGGCGAGUGGGAAAAAGACACAAUGUGGCGCCAAUCAAUAAUUUGGUGGCUUAUGUUGGGCGGUCAUUUGGCAAACUCCCCGCUCCAAGAAGUUCCAUUGCAUUCACUGCUUCUUGUAACAUUUUGUGUUUACAGAUAGAUGCACCGCUGUCAUUUUACGCCUAUUAUUUGUAUGACGCUGUUUAUCAAUAUGCCAAAGCAUUGAAUAAAACUUUGGCAAGGGGUAAGAAUGGAACAGGACGAAAUGUCAUUCGCAACCUACUAAACUCUACUUACGAGAGUGAGUAUGCUUGGUUUAUUUUUUAACCUGCUGUUGGAAAUCUCUAAUGUAAAAACGCACCUUAUGACAUAUAUGAGCCGGUCGCAACGUAAAGGGAUAAGCAAAACUUUCUCUCAUACUUUUUGCCUUUUGUUGGGGAAACCUGUCGCAAUGUAGAGGCAGGGAAGAGGGGGUUAUCUGUCAUGGACUAGUAUCCCGUGCUCAAAGGAUAAGAAAAACUGCCACUCGCUUCGUACUGUACGCUUUUGUUGUGGGAAACCGGAAACCUGUCGCAAUGGUGAGGCAGAGGGAGGGGGAAGGGGACUAAUAUCCCACCCUUGGGGGAUAAGCCAAACUCCUAUUCACUUCAUACUUUCCGAUUUUUGUUGGGGAAACCUGUUGCAAUGUAGAGGCGGAGGGGGGAGAGGGGGGGCUAAGCCGUAUAAGCCAAACUCCCAUUCACUUCAUUUGCCGGGAGUAUGCCAGAGCUUUUCAGCCUUAUGGCGGGAAAGCUGACUUUUCCUCAAUCUUUACGGAUAGACAAGGGUCCCAAGCAUUGACUGAAUUUUUUCUUUAACGAAACAGGCAAGUUAGGUCCCAGCGUGUUCAUUAACGAGAAUGGAUCAGCCGACGUUGUAAAUCUCCGCAUUGUGGAUAUUCGUUGGAAAAAAUCUGUUGCUCACGCAAAUGGUAAGUGUCUAUCAUUUUUUAACGUAACCGAAGGCAUAUGGUGGCACAACAUAUUUGAUGUCGAUGAUAGAUCUCCCUAGAGAUCUGGUCCUAUUAUGUCGACAUCCUCAGAUGGGAAUAAGACAAGGGACUGGCUGGUUUUCUGGAUAAUUUCUUGACCACAAAAAAAAAAUUGACCUGUCAUGGUUAUCGUCACUCACUUUUGACUAAUUAAUAAUUGAAAGUCCAAAAUCAUUCAACUUUGUCUGCACCAGUGUUGAGUGAUCGUUAUGAAGGUUUCAUAUUCCGAGAAACUAUAAAGAGCUUCUCAUCCCUAUUUACAUCUAUUUAAAUCAGCAACGGUCGGAAUUGCCUUUUUAGCGGACCAGUUCGGCCUUCUUCAGUAAGUAGACAUCGCGGGCGCUUAUUUGGGCAAAAUUCCUUUCGGAGCUUCUGAACUGGUGGAUAUUGAUGGAUAUAAAUUACUAGACUUUUUUGUUUUACUACACAGACUGCCUCUCUGGCAGUAAUGGCCCCAGUGCAACGCAAUUAGGACUAAUAACAUUUGAUCAAGAGAACACUCAGAUCAAUGUGAGCACGGAAGAUUUUCAGUGGCCAAAUGGUGCAAAAAUACCUCUGUCAAAACCAAAGUGUGGGUUUGAUGGUCUGUUAUGUGUUACUUCUACACCUUCCACACUUAACACAGCGAAAGAAGAUCGCCAAGAUGAUGGAAAAAUUGGUAAGUUUUGCGCUGAAGGUGGAAAGUAUCUUGUUUUUGUAACGUUCUUUUUCUUCAGAUAUUAAAAAUUUCGGAAGCUUUUUAAACACCGUGACUUAUUGGCUUGUAUGUUCUUUUGUAACUCAUGUGAGACAACUUGGUUCUGACAGGCUGAAAUUACGCCACCUAGUCAUUACAACGUUCACACAUGUGCAGAAGUUUGACCGCUCUGUUGAGGUGAUCUGCUCUGAACUGGCAUCUGAGUAGUUCAGGCCAUGUUAACCAUUGAGACUUUGAUCCUCCCAAUAGCAAUGAACCUUUAAGAUUUGGUGUCGAGUGUUUGAUUAAGUAUAUAUUUGUCUCCUCAGGAGACAGUUUCAAUUUUGAAUCUCUUUAUUUACGCCAUUUGGUGUUCAUGAAGAAACUGUCACCAUUUGAAAUUCGCUGACACUCGAGCUUUCGGUGUGUGAGUAAUUCGUCAUAUGUUUUAUUUUAGGUGCUAUUAUUGGAGGAGUUUCAGCGUUUGCAGGCAUCACUUGUAUCAUACUCCUCGUCAAUGUCAUCAGGUAAAGGCAUUCUUUUUUUGCUCGCUUCUUCCGUUUUUUUUUUCGUUGGAGUUAAAGGUAUCAUGAGCGGUUUUAAACGUGAAGCUAAAUAGCCGCUUAUUGGUUGAGAGCUUCGGUUGAUAAGACAGCAGACAAUGUUACGUCACACACGUGUGUUUUGACAUGAAACCACACUGCUGCAUCUCGUUAAUUUUAUAAGAGUGAAAUAUCCUAGUAUACCUUAAAUGCUAGUAAGAUCAUAACAAGGUUAGGGUACAACCUCUUUUGUUUUCUCAUGAUGUUAGGAAUCCUAAGACAGUGAUUUUCCGAUAUGUUUAAGCAACACUCUCCGGUUGCUUUUUUCAUUCCACAGACAAUACAUGUUAAAAAAAGAGAUGGACAGUUUAUUGUGGAAAAUGAAUUACAAAGACAUUCGUUGGGUGCAGACGUCUUCCAGCGUUAGUUCUGACAUGGCUGAAGUAAGUGUGAAAUUAAAUCUCCUUGAAACUCGUCUCGAUGCUUCAACCGAGAUCUUUUGCAGGCCCUGGAUAAAUAUUAUUAUUAUCAGUAUUUUAACUAUGCUAUUGUAAACUACAGAUAUCGAGACUAGUUCCGGCCUUGUAAGUCACUUGGCCUAUGUGCUGAAGCUGUUUUAUUUACUGUUUGCCAAGGAGUGAACUUCACAGCAGAUUCAAAUUUGUUUACAAAUUCAAGUGCUCUAAGGGGUAACAAUUUUGAAAACAUUUAUUGGUUUCACUGGAUUUAUUUUCAGUCAAUUAUUUUUGUAACAAAACCGUGGACCCAUGCGACUCUUGAGAAGAAAGACACGAGAUAUUUGCUCUAAAAUUAAGAUUUAUGUUAGCUUCAAACUCCCUUUCUCAAAUUUAUGAGUUUGAAACUGCUUAAACAAUGAUAAAGCUUGUGCGUUGUUCAUUACAGGAAGAAAAUUCGCUUUCAAUGUCUCGUAGAACAAGCAACCAAUAUACUUUUACGAACUUUGGAUUUUAUAAGGUGAGUGAGUGUCUUAUGAACUAAAGACGGUAGAUGUGUAACGUGAAAUGGGUACAUAGCUUGGUAACCAUAUUGGAUGGUGUUUCUGAGGAGAGGAUGAUGCUAUGUAAUUGACAAUUGGACCAAAACUAAACAGACAGUAAAAAAAUGGCUUAUAAGAAGAAUGUUUGAGAUAGAAGGAUGUAUACUCCUUACAAGCAUAUAACUAAAAAGAAAAUCUCACUUUGUUUGUAGGAAAAUAAAGUGACCGUGAAGCAGAUUGGAACCAAGACGAUUGAUUUAACAAAAUCUAUUCUCUUAGAACUGAAACAGGUAACAAAGACAGAGUGCUAAAUGAAAAUCGCAUUACGAUCUUUGUGAAAGUCGCAAAUCACCAUAUAAUGGAUGAGUGUUAAAAAACAUGAGAUCAGUUUUAGCUUUACUGGGUUUAGCCGGUUUUACCCUUAAACCCUAAGAAUGUCUAGCUUCAGACUUCCACGGCAAAAAAAUUUCCUUUUUCGCCUACAAUUUUAUCAAAUGGUGAGUUCAAGGAAAAUGUCUUAACGUUCAAAUUUCGUUUUCCUAUUGUGGAGAACGCUCGGCAUAUUCGGUAUACACUGUAAGCAAACAUAAGAAAAAAACAUGGCGUUCAUAGCUGGUUUGCCAGAGCCUGGAAACUCCUCUGGUCAGUCUGUUUUCCCUAAAACUUUUUCAACGAUUAACCAGCGUGAGUUGUCACGUUACAAGUAUUUUCCUGAAGUGUUUUUCCUGUUUUCCAUGCUCCUCUCGGUAUCACUCUUGACUGAGUCAACUAUAAAGGCCAUGACAUAGAGGGAGUGAUCAUCAGUUUAACAAUCACGUGACUGUUAAAUAAAUUCUCUUUGUCAUUACCACAUGAAAUGUAGAGAGAACAGUGUGAAACAUAUGAAUAUUUAUGUCACGGUGUAAAGGGUUAAGUACCAUUCGAACAAACGAGGCCUGUCGUACUCGAACUGUUGAAGCUAAAACGAGAAUUGCAUGAUGGAGGCUGGUGACGAUAUCGUUUCAAAAGAGGUAUGGAAGAAAAGAAGUGAGGAAUGAACGAGUGAUAAUCAAAAUAAUGGAAAAAACAACGAACAAACGAGAGAAUUAGGUGAAUAUGUGAGAGUCCGAACCAAUGAAUCUAUGAACUUGAACAAUUAAAUGAAUUCUGAUGAACAAUUUUGCCUUUUUCAGAUACGCGACUUUCGUCACGAAAAUUUCGCCCAGUUUUGUGGAGCCACUGUUGAUUCACCUUACAUCUGCAUUGUUUUUGCCUUCCUUCCCAGAACCCUUAAGGUAACAGUCUUGUUCGAUAAGAUGAUCCGACUAUCAAUGAAGAACUUCUUAAGGAAAACGUUUUAGGACUUGAAACCAAGGGCGUGAAACUGUUUUUUCUCAGCAGUAUAUCACAAUUAAAAUACGUUAAUUCAGUUGAAAUCAUUUUUAGGAUGAAGCUGGCUAUGAAACCAAAUUAGGUAUGACAUGCGUGAGGGUAUAUCUAAAGGGAGAGAUUAUUUCACGAGAAAUGAACAAAAUUGUGUUUUUUGGACCAAGUGUUUUCAACGGAGAAAGAAGUGUUGCUUAAGCGGGUCAUCGAUAGAAUCGAUGAUUUUGUAAGUUAUUCGCUUCGAGAUAGAUUGACCCCCUUUUCUUUUGAAUUAUCGCAUUUUCUUUAUAUCAUGUUAUCUUCUUUUUCCAACCAUAGGAUUUUCUGGCUUGUUCAGACGUGAAGCUGGAUAAAACAUUUAUUUCGUCUUUAGUCACAGACAUUGUUAAGGUGGGUGAUCAAAAUGCGGAUCCUUUCGCAAAAUGGCGCGGUUUUUUAGUAGCUAAUGAUUAAAGAUAACAAUAACGGUUGUGUGAAUUGCCUUGAACCUUCCCUCUGACAGGUCAGGUUUCAUGGGAUUCUUUGACUUGGCGUCACAUGUGGGCUUAGUUUGGUGUUAGUUCGUUUGGUCUUUUCUUGCCUUUAUUUAAAAAUUUCAUCUGAAAUUCUGAUUCGAACGUGAGCAGUGGAGGGAACGAAAAGCGUUUUCAUGGAUGUUCUUCUGUUCAGCAGUGUGCUGGGUUCAAGGAACUGAAUAGAGGGCCGAUCCUGCGUCUAAGGCCGUUGAAAAUUUUGCUGAAAAGACUCCUUCGCGUUAAAUAAUGGAAGAACUUGUGCGAUGGUGUAAAAAGCUGUGUGGUAAAGAUUGGCAUACCCACUUGACGGCGCGUUAGCCAACCUCAUGCGAAAAAGUCAAGUCAUCCUUACGCUGGGAUUCAAAAGCAUCAUUUUGGUGAUUUAAAACGGCGUUUAAUGUGAAAGGGGAGAAAAAUUGAACAAAAUCGAAGGAUUGCAUAUCAGCAUGUUGCGAAGUUUGAUCCUCACAAUAACAACGGUUAAUGCUUGGCCCCGAUGCUUAGUUGCAGACCAAACUUGGAUAGCUUUAGAAUGGUGUCAUAAUUUAUUAUUUAUUUACCUUGACGGUGUUUUUUAUGUUUCUUUCGUCAGGGUAUGGCCUAUCUUCAUUCGUCAGAUCUCAAGUACCAUGGUAACCUAAAAUCUUCCAACUGCCUGAUAGACAGUCGGUGGACGCUGAAAAUUUCUGAUUAUGGCCUCACUAUGUUGAGAUCAAAGUGUAAUUUAAGUGCAAAGACGAGCAGCGAAGGUAAACUAAACUAAACAAUCGCGAUUUCAAUGUUGAAAAGUAGACCAAACAAAUCAAAACAACAACAACAACAACAAAAGAAAUAAAAUUACUCCAAACGUUUCAUUAACACUUUGAUAACGAUAUCGUAAUUUUUUAUUCUUAUCUAUUCCAUCCAGAUUUACUUUGGACAGCACCGGAGCUACUCCGUAAACGUUUCAGUUUUCCUAACAGUGCUUCUCAUAAGAGAAACAGGAAAUAUGUCAAUAUUCAGAAGGCCGAUGUGUACAGCUUUGCUAUCAUUCUUCAAGAGUUUCACACCAGGAAAGGACCAUUUAGCAAUAACAGGAACCUCUGCGCGAAAGGUAGACAGCUAACAAAACAUAGAACCUUGUGAAAAUCAGGGAUCUUAGAUCCUGUUUACCAAGCACUCGUGAAGAACGUACCGGUAGACCGUGGGUGAAGAGAACAGACGUGCAUGCAAGACAGGCGCAUUAGACAGGAAAAAUUUAGUUAUUUUGGUUUGCGUAUCAGUGUUUUUUCCUUUAAUCUCCAAAUCUUUGACAGUUACAUGUAUGACGAGGAUGGUAACAAACCUUUUGUCUGUCUUAUUAAGAAAUUGUAGGGAGAAUCACAGAACCCGAAGUUCCCAUAUUUCGCCCUUCUGUGCUUAAUUUUAUUGAAGAAUUGGACGAACUCAGGGAUCUGAUGAAAAACUGUUGGGAGGAAGAUCCUGAUAGCAGACCAGACUUCACCGAGAUCAAGAAAAGAAUAAACAGGAUUCUGGUCAAUAAAGGAAUGUGAGUGAAUCAAAAUUAAUGAAGGCAGAUCGCACUAGUAGGAAUCGUAACAAUAUUUAUGUUGGGAAAGCUGACAAAUUCCAUUAAAAUGUGUUCACAUUACUAGAAAACUUUUAACUUCAAUUCUUCAUUCUGGUCGAAACUAAAACAGACUCUUUAAACACGAAUUUUCUUGUUAGAGCCUUCAAAUUUCACUUUUUCAAAACUCCAAGGGAAUACCAUUAAGCAGGCACUUAGUCCUUGUGAAGACGAAAGGUUUAUGAGAACAUGAAAAACAUUACCAUAGCACCUGAUACUGUUUAAUUUGAUUGAUACUGAUUUUUCGGAACUAACAUUGUCGGAAAUAUUCAGCCGACAGUAAGAAGAAUUCAUUCCUUUUCUUUUGCAGUAAAACUAACAUUUUCGACAGCAUGAUUUACAUGAUGGAGAACUAUGCCAACAAUCUUGAGGAUAUUGUGACUGAAAGAACAAGUCAAUUAAUAGAGGCAAAGAGAGAAACAGAAGAACUUCUUUACAAAAUAUUUCCAAGGUAUUGUUUAAUUUGAUUGUUUGUGAGCUUGACGCGCGCAGUCGUCUCCUUCAAAUUACCAGUCACCUCGUCGUCUCAACAAAGUGAGGUUCACUUCGUCUCCUACAACAUUGCUUUCACUCAGCACGUUCUAUGUCCGUUACUGUCAUGCGGACGCCUCAGACAACACGCCUCAGUUCGGAGGACUAUCUGUCCAUAUCCUAACUGGAUUUGAUUCCAAAGCUUGGACCAAGAGCCCCCCUCACCCCGCCCCCCUUCCCUCUUCACUUAUUUCCUCCUGAUCGCACUGAGGAUGUCAUGAUUAUGUUUUUCUUCCAGACCAGUUGCAGAACAACUCAUUAAGGGAAAACAAGUCGAGGCCGAAAACUUUGACGAAGUGUCCAUCUAUUUCAGUGACAUCGUAGGAUUUACAAUCCUCUCUUCUGAGAGUUCGCCAAUGCAGGUAUGCUGACAGCGUUUGAUUCACCUGUUUGCUGACAGCACUUAUCAAGAUAGGUGAGCCUGAUACAAAGGUGGAUUUUGAGAAGAUCAAAUUGAGAUGCGCGCACUGAAUGGUACUAAUGUUACAUGAAAAAUCUGAUGCUAAAGGAGCCAGAGAGAUGUUACAUCUUGUACUGAGGGUGUCUCCAUCAAUCUUGUACAUAGUGUUCAGUAUUAUCUGAACUAUUAGUUUGUUUUUAUAUUCCUUAUUACUCUUAUUAUUAUUGUUUGACAUUUAUUCGCCGAGGGCGAAUUAAACUUUGGUGAAUAAUCCCCAAGGGGAUUUUUCACAAAUACUCCCUAAGCCUGAGGCGAGUAAUUGUUUUAACAUAGGUGCUUUCGAAUUCUGUUGUCACUUGUUAUCACCUAUUCUUUUAAGCACCGCGCGCGGGGUUAUUAUGGGGAGACAUGACGCAAACCUCGACCAAUCAGAGCACGUGCAUCUCUAUAAUCAUCGAGGCAAUCAUGAUAAAGUGUUAAUUCUCUUUUUUCUUUUUGCUCGACGUAACGGCGACAACACGAAGCCAAAGUGAUGCUGAUUUCAGCAGCCGGAGAAAUUUCGAAAUUUACCAAUUGCUGUUUGCCAUAGACAUAAUUUUACGUUCCGAUGCGGAACUUGAGAGAGAAUGAUGGAGGGCACUCUGCUGACAAAUUAAUGUAACUUGCCCAAUUUCAUUUAUGGUACUGGAGUUCAUCGUUAUUCUUUUUCAGGUCGUUACUCUUCUUAAUGAUCUCUACACAUUAUUUGAUGACAUUAUAAGUGAAUACCGUGUAUAUAAGGUAAGCUUAGUACUUGAUUGAAAAUCCGGAAGCAUAUAGAAACCAUUCAUGCUAAUGUAAAAUAGCGCCUGGAAACCUCAUCGUACACUCAUCGUUGUUUCCUCGAUUGAGUUCAUUAAAGACCCAAACCAAAUAUCAGGACGGCCAAUCAUAUUUUCGGGAAAUAUCGCAACGAGCCAAUAAGAAGUCAAGGUAAACACAAACAAACUGCCUUUCAGCGCGGGAAAAGGCAAGAGGCCGAGUUAGGAUUGAUUUUAGUAUUGCAGCUGAUUCGCUACAAGGGUAGCCUGACUGAGUGUUCCUGAUUAAUCUUAUAGUUGACUCAAAAUUUAAAGAAUUAACUAUGUGAUUUUGUCCUUUCCUUUUUUUAGGUUGAGACCAUCGGUGACGCUUACAUGGUGGUUUCCGGUCUUCCGAUAAAAAAUGGGCACGAUCAUGCGGGUGAAAUAUCCCGGAUGGCUUUGCACCUAUUGGACUCAGUCAAGGAAGAGUUCGUCGUCCGUCAUAAGCCUGGGUACAAACUACAGCUUCGUAUUGGUAUUCACAGUGGUGAGUGACAAGGAUUUCCUUAUUCUGUUCAUUCUACCUUAUAUGCGCUAUUACAUACGCCCAUCACUGAUUUCUUUUUUUUCUGUUACAUUUCAACGACCUAAGUUCUCCAUUUUGUAACUUAUAUCUACUUCUUGUCCACAGGUCCUGUUGUUGCUGGAGUGGUUGGAAGCGCUAUGCCUCGUUACUGUCUCUUUGGCGACACGGUGAACACUGCAUCCAGAAUGGAGUCCAAUGGAGAAGGUUAAGGCAAUAGUAGUAGUACCAGUACCUCUGGUUGCCGCGCGCGAGGGGAAAGACCGGGGUGGGAUUGGGGUUAAUUAAGAGCUCCUAUUCACCCAGCGGGGAAAAAAGGAAAACAAAUCUGUGGCGAGAUGGGAAACAUUGGGGUGGGGUCGCGGUUAACAAAGUGCUCUUACUCACUAAGCGGGAGGGUAAAGUGAAGAAAAAGUCUAUGGCGAGAGGGGAAAGGGUCGGGUGGGGUCUGGGUUGACAAAGUGCCCCAACCCAUCAAGCGGAAGGAUAAAAUGAAAAAAUCUGUGGUGAGGAGGGAAAGAGUGGGAUGGGAUGUGGGUUAACAAAGUGACCCUACUCACCAAGUGGGAAGAAAAAAUGAGAAAAAAUUUUUGCGACCUGGGACACGCUUUAACUAUGGAUCAAAAAGAUCUGGGUUCGAUCGUUGUUUUCCUUUUGGUUAUUUGGCUUUUCUCCUAAUAUUUCCGAUUCGUUCUGAAAAUAUUGGAUGGAGAUUCACCACGUGGGCGUUCUGUUGCCAAAAUCCAGUCUGUGUGUGAUAAAUUUUUUAUUUUAUAUUGAACUUUUUAAUGCUCUGGACGUUAUAGGUUACUAGCGAUAGACCCGCUAGACUAAUAGUGUUGUUCCCUUUCUUGUUUAGCCGGAAUGAUACAUAUCAGCGAAGCAACAAAGAAUAUUCUUGAAAUUCUUGGAGGAUUUACGAUCAAGCGCAGAGGAGAAGUGCACUUGAAGGUACACAUUUAUUCAAAUAAAGAAAUGAUGUAUGAUCUAAGUAAGUGAGCUAAAAUUUAGGCAGAUACAGAUAAGAAGCCUGUAUAAACAAAUUCAGGCCUCAACGGAAUUCGAACCGAAUGCUUCUCAGAAACUAGUUAGAGGCCACUACUAACUACUAAGCCGUCAAGAUGCACUCUAGAAAGUCUCAAUAGGGUUAACUUUUAGCCGUUAAACGGCCAAAAAAAAUGUCGUCAGGCUUAAAAACUGAUCAAUUUUAACCGUUAGUUGUAAAAAAAAGUUAACCGUAACAUUUUUUCUUUCAAUCACAAAUGAAGGAAGUUAGCUGUAAAAUCGUUAGCCGUAGAAUUGCCAAAAUUUUGGCCGUUAGCCGUAAAAGCCAUCACUCCGUUGAGAUCCUCACUCUAGUUUUGCCCGUCCAAGUUGACUUUGCUUUUUGUUGUUUUUCUUGUGAAAGGGAAAAGGAGAGGUCACAACAUACUGGUUGAUGGAACAUAAGCAUACAAGACAGCCAGUCUCUCCAAAAAGACCGCGUCCAAAGAGACAUUUUUUCAAUAGUACCAACGAUGGCGGAGGAUUGAAACCUUCCUGUAUUACGCGCUCGUCGUCGUUACGAAGGUCACUCAAAUGUGCGUCUGAAAACCCAAUGACAAAAAUUCCAAUUCAGGUUGUUGUUGGUAACGGUAACAAUCGGGAAAAAAGGAAAGAAAGUACGCACUCUAUUACAAGUGUGUAAGGAAUCUGGGAAGGUAUUCGUGUGUCUGCACGUGUGAUCAGUGUUGCCCCAACUUUCAAGUUAGAAAUUGUUGGUAACUAUCCGGUUAAGAGAUGUCUUUUUGUCUGUAUUUCAUGGUGCAUACCCAGUUCACUCGAGUGGCCUAAGCAUGUGGCUUGGAGGAGCCUGAGAUCAGCUUUAUAAUUGAAAUACGCCAUUAAGAGGUGCUGGUCUGCGCCAAAAGAAUUUGCGUGAUACUGCUACUGAUGGUUUCUGAGAAUACAGGAUUCUGUCAAACGCAACAAACUCUUCAAAACAUGACAGGAGGGGCUUUCCCCUUGCGCUCACAAAAGGCAUAACAAGGCAAUCACGUGUAGUUUAGGACAUUACUUUGUUUGAUUUUAUACAAGUCUCCAAAUCUUCUUUAAUAGCUGUGAAUCUGGUUGCCCUGCCGUUGUGAGAAAGGAUUGCGUUACAAGCCGCAAUUCACUAGAUAAACUUAUGCUCACCCACUCUCCAGUGGAAAGAACUGAACAUGCGCCACUGGCUUACAAGGCACUGAGCGCAGAGAAUCCAAUUGCUUUUUUUCAGUUGAGAAAAAUUUCUUUGUACGUGUUAACCUUGAUAAAAAUGAUUCCUUUAGGGAUUUGUGCAUCUCCCAAACGCUCCCGUGUUUCCAUUUUCCCAAAAAAUCAUUACGUUUUCAAAAAACAUUCAAAUAAAAAGGAUUUUAAAUCCAUCAGUUUUACUCCGAUAUAUGUAACACAGAAACUGACACAACCUGGAAUUUCUCAGGUCUUUACUUUUUUCCCUUCGAGGGACAAGGUUACCAGCUCUUUAUUCCUAAUAUAUUGUAUAGUUACAAUAUCUACAUUGUUCCUUUGGUGUAAAUAUGCAAAAUCUUUGAUUACAAAAAAAAUCUUUGUCCAUUUUUGUCUUCCUUGAAUAAUGUAUUUAUUCAUUUACGGUUAAUAUUAUUGUUGUGAUUAUUUUCUUAUUCCAAAUUUUGACGGUGUAAACACUAUAGGAAACUUUAAAUUGAAAAGAAAGACAAGUAUGAAACACUUUUGGGAUUUGACUGUGGCUGGAAAGGUACGUGGC
Molecule: messenger RNA, 48071 nt
Organism: Pocillopora meandrina
Lineage: Eukaryota; Metazoa; Cnidaria; Anthozoa; Scleractinia; Pocilloporidae
Source: the annotation of a GenBank genome assembly